GUUCCGAGAAGACCAGGAAAUAAACGACUGAGCCGGCCGACCAGAAACAGCGCUAAAAACUUUAAUUUUUCAUGGGAAUGGAUGAGACGCUGACUGCGAGGUUAAAAUGGGAUUCAAACAGGACGUAAACGGGAAUAAUAUCGAUGGAUUGUUAACCUGUUGGAGCUCGAUGACUGAUUAUGUUGACUGUUUUAGACACCAGAGUGAAGGUAAGACAUUUUUCCCUCCGUUAUUUAAUGUCAGAUCUCUGUUAAACAGUGGAGACUCUGGUGAUGAAGUUUAUUACACUGAAUACUGAUGUUUACAUCUGAUCGCUGCUGCUGCUGUGUGCAUGUGGCUGCAGCAGACUUUGCUGUAGGGCUGAUGAAGUUCGUAUGUUUGCUGAAACUCUGUUGAAAAAGUAAAAGAAAGUGUUUCACUCUCUGGAUCUUGACACUUAAACUACAGUUUAUAAAAUCUCUUUCCCUGCACUGUUGUUGCUGGUUUGAGUAUUUUUUUUUGGUCAGUUGACAAAGUGAAAUCACCAUCAAACCAGCUUUCCCAGCAGCAGCUGCAGUGUGUGUGUGUGUGUGUGUGUGUGUGUGUGUGUGUGUGUGUGUGUGCGUGCGUGCGUGCGUGCGUGCGUGCGUGCGUGCGUGUGUGUGCGUGUGCAGUGUUUCAUUUAGCAGCAGGGAUAAAUAAAGAGGGAGUUAUUUUUAAAUGGACCACCUCGCUGUGACAAACAAUGAUCCAAUCAGCGAGCAGAGUCCAGAUGGGGUGAAUGACUUCCUCCAUGAAAACUGUGCUGCUUUAUUUAAUGCAGAGGGGGACAGAGGUCUCAUAACAGCCUGUCUAUCCGUGCACAAAACACAAAUCCUUUUUAAUCUCUUUGAAAAGGAACUGUGAGCAUUUUACUACUGUGUCCGCUCAGAUUUCACUACACUUGUGUUACACAAACCACCUCCUACACCCAGUCCAUCCAAAUUACUUUUCAGACCAUAAUAAAACAGACCAACAUGUUAUUUUUAGUUCCUACUGAGUGCACAGUGUUCUGAACCUAUGAAACCUGUUUGUUGAAGGGUGAGCCACACAGUGCAAAUUGUUACCAAAAAACGUGACAAUUUGACGAAAGGAUCACAGAACACAGAAAAAUGUGAUUUAGCUUGAACCUAUGCUAUAACUGCGCAGAAAGACAAUCAGAUGUAUUGACAAGUUGGUGUGCACAUGAACAAAAAUUGAAGAAAGUUGCAGAAUAGCAGAGCAAAAAGCUUGUAAAGCUGCAAAAAGGUAACCUCAGCUGAUACUUUUUCAUACAAGAGCAUCAAUGUCAACAGUUUAUGGUAGGUCUCUGCAAAAACUCAAAUCACAGUAAGUCAUUCCGUCUGAUCUAGAUUAGGAAAAGUCUUUCAUAGAGUAAGUGUUCAUAUUUCAGGAAACUUGGAAUCAUUACAUUGUUCUUAUUGGCAGGUUCUUUCAUUACUGGCAGAGCAGUUCUUUUUUUAGUGUGUAAUAUCUGGGAACUGGACAUUUUUCUGGACUCAUCAGGUGAAUGCGGCGACAAAAUCACUUGCUAUAGGAUUUGGGUUUUUUGUACCGAGCUAACUCUGUCUCUUCACUUCUGCUCAGCUGUUAUGAAUCGCAUUGAGCUUUAGAUUUGUAUUCAUUGCUAAGUUCUUAGCGUUAGCAUUUUUCUGUUGGUGAUCGUAAAGAUACAGAAAAAAAGAACAGGUAAACAGUCUUCUGCUGUGUUGCACCUUGUGGUUGCUUCUUGUCUGUUUUCUUCAAUUUGCUUGAUGUCUCAUUCACAAAGCUCUUUCCCUCCUCACCAGUCUUGUCUCAUCUUCUUUUCUCUGCUAGUGGCUGGUCAGCCAUUAACCAUUCAAAAGUAUUUUUUGGUUUUUCUCCAUCAAAUUAAGAACAAUAAUAAAAUUGCCUUUAUGUUGCUAUUAAAUAGUUGCACUUCUGCCACACUGUAAAUACGAAGAGUUGGAUUCAUAAAUAGUAUGAAUAUGCUGACCUCUUUUCUGCUGAUUGAUUUGACAGGGAGUGGUCUGAUUGUCCAGAUGUUGCUCACGCUCAGGAUUAAUAACCACUGUGAUGCUGUUUUAACCAACCAGAAUCAAGUAUCUGACGCUGAUGGGUCAUUAGCAGAAAAGCAACAGAAUGAGGCUGCGUUAACUUCCCAAUAACAUCAAACUAUCUUUCAUAGUUGUGUUCUCGAGUUCUGUCCUUCCUGUGUGUGACCUCCCUGUCCUGUCGUACUUUUGUUUGAUAUAUUCAUUUUCUGUUUUAUUAUGUCUGUUGAAUAACUGUUUCCACCCCGUCUGUCUGGUGCUCUCUUUCUGUAGUUAAAAAGGGAUGGAUUAAACAAAAACACUUUUAUCAUUUGCAAUAACAAAAAUUACACCAAGGUGACCUACAGUUGUUCAGGACACUACUUUUCACUUCUGUAGCAAUGAAGUGUUUUUAGACUUGUUUUUAGUUUUACUUUGUUUUUAGACGCAUACUUUAGGUACUAAGAAAGUGCUUACUGAUAAUAAAGACAGUCAUAUUAGGAAAAGAUGCAUUUAUUUUAAGUGUAAGAACAUAAAGAGUGGAAUAUUGGAUGCAUUUCUUUCUUUAAAGUCCUUUGCACCGUUGCAGAGUAAAGUUAGAUUUACUCUCAUCUCUGCAGAUGCUGUACAAAGUGCUCAGUCAGCGGUGCAAAAAUCAAACGGCACCAGGUGGCUACAUGCAGGAGCUUCUGAUAUUUCAUGUUCUGAUAAAGUAGCUGCAGAGUGUGUCUGAACAUAAAGUACAGCGGUGUCCUCUCAUCCCUCCUGACUCAGCACCUCUGCAGACGUGUCACAGAUAGCACCCAUAAUGAAUAGUGCCUUAUAUUAGGAUGGCCAUACAUUCUCCACAAGUUUUUACUCUCAACACUUUCCACUUUCUUUACUGGCUGUAAGCCACAGUCAACCCUGUUUGCAGUGUGUUCAUUUACAAAACUUUGAAACUAAUUCUAACAUUAAAGCUCUUAUAGAAUUUCAUUACAAAGAAGAAAGUUGUGCGUUAACAAGACAAAUACUCAUAUAGUAUAUACAAAGUUAUAAAUGACAGAAAAAACACAUUUGAAUGAAUUAGAAAGGGCUACAUAUUUACAAAAAAGAAGUUCUAAAUUACAAAUCAAAGAAAAAAAAGUCACUUGAGGUAAGAUGCAAGAUGGCAAGAUGACAUGACUUAAGUUUAAAGAUAAUAAAGAGUUCCUUUGAGAAUGAAGUUACAGUUUAGUAAUAAAGUUGCAUUAUUUUGAAGGUGGUUGUUAAUCUUUAUGUAAUGUAGCAUACAGCUGAGUAUGAGAGAAGCAGCCAGCUGCCUGCACUGAAAAGAGGACCAUGAAGAGGAGCAGUUAAACUCAAAAGCUGACGAUAAACUGUGGAUUAUUCUGCCCGUCUUUAGGAAAAACUAUUUCCGAAAACAAGGAAGUGCUGAUGUUAUCUGAGAUUGAGGAUUCAAUAAUCUAUGAGGCCUUGACUUUGAUAUUACUUCAUUCCACAUUUUAUUGUAUACCACAGGCUGCUCUUUACCUUCAAAAUAAAAGCUUCACCAUACACUAAAAUUAUAUAUAUAAUUCUCUUUUAACUCUUUUUCUACCAAAAUGUGUCCAUUACAGACUGUUCAGUAAAGUAUAAAGGCUGUCUUUCUCUCAUUUGAAGUUUGGUUUCUAUACAAACUGAGGUUAGCAAGCAGCAGUUUAAUCUGACAGUGCAGGGUAUGUGUGUUUAUGGAUGAGGGAGGACCGCCCUCUUCACCAUCAAACACCACAGCCCUCUGUCUUUGCCUCUUCAGCUCUGUGCUGUGACUGAUGUCAUUCGGUGCCAUCAGUGAAAGCUUAAUUUGCUGUGGAGUAUGGGCCUGCUGAAUGGAAAAAGCAACUUAAAUGGAGCUAAAUCCUUUACAAACAGAUGUGUGCCAGAUGUUACCGCCACAGAGACCCCCAAGAUGGAUUUACCAGCCCGCCAACUGUAGAGCUGCAUGAUGUGCUGGAUGUUCAUGUGUGUAAUCAAAGGAAGAAGCAGCAUGUGUAGGCUGUUGUUCCAUCAAGCCAGAUUAAAGCAGCGUUUUAUCACAUCCUCUGCAUAAAUGUCUGUAAAUAUGUAGAUUAAAACUUUAUCUACUGACUGUGCAGCAUCUUUCUCUGUGCCGUGAAUCCCACAGGAUAGGAAACUAAAGAAAAUCUGUGAGUGGUGUCACCCUGACAUUUCAACAUGUCACUGCAUGUCAGAAAUAACAAGAUAAAGGUGUUUCAUUAUCACUGAGCUUUCUGACCAAACACAGCAGACAGAUUGAGUCAGUGAAGCUUUAUUUGUAAUCAUGAAUGCAUAACUAUCCAGGAAAAAAGUUCAGGUCUGAAUCAGACCCUCACAUCAGCCACCUGCACAGGUCUUUAACCAAAAGAAAAGAGAGAGAGAGAUCACUGUGUGUCUAAAGAGAGAGGAACAGAGCUAAAAUGAAUCAUACAUAGAAAAAGACUUAAGGAUCAGAGCUGCUGCAUAAAAAGACAAAAUAAAAGAACAGAAGUCAUUCAUAAUGUGAGCAUUAUUUAUUGCUUCAGAUAUUUGCAUUUAAAGAACAUUCUGCACCUAAAAUUUACUUAAAUGCAAUAAUAAUAAUACAAGUGGUGUGCUCAAUAAACUUACAUUAACCUAUUCAGUAGAGUCCGCUCACACUGAAGGCAUACGUACAUCAUAUGAUCACAUUCAUGUUCAAUUUAACCCUGGACCCAAAGAGACAAACAGCAAAAUGGUGUAAUUGUUUGUUAUGGGUGUUUACAGGAAAACUGUCUCUGCUGAGGCGAGUGUGUGCACUCUUUUAUUGGUCUGAAAAAGACUUUAUUUAAACUUGGUGGGGAUCUAAUUGAAUUCCCAUUUGCCAAAGAGUAAUAAGAUGUCUGUUUGUGGAACCCCUGAACACCUGUGAGGGAGAGAAUUAUUAUCUUGUGCACACAAGUUAUUAUUUGAUGUUAUCAUCCAGUUUUGCUUUUAAAGUUCCUGUGGGGAGUUUUUUGACCUUUAUGAAAUUGACUGAAAUUUAUCCUGAUGCCUUUUCAUGAUACCCCACAGCAAACAAGACCAUUAGUGACGAGACCGAUGACUUUUAUAUUGUAAUUCUUAAUGCCUGAAGGCUGUUGAUUGGCUAGCCCAGUCCAGGUUAUUAUAAUGACAGGACUUGCUGCAUAACAUCAAGUAGGCUGGCUGUCAUGCCAAAAAGGCCAAAAAGGAAGUCAACAUUUUCCAGUGAGCUUCCUUCAAAAGAGUGUGUUGCACAAAAUGGCAAAUGUCCAUUUUCAAUGCGAAUUCCAAAAAAAACAAAACCAUACUGUAGUAAGGAAAUGUGAAGGUGGGUACAGGCUGAAAGAAGCACCAUUACCAUCCACUUUAGUGAGGUCUAACUAAAAAACUACUUGACAGCAACACCGUGCCAUCAGGAUAUAACACUCAAAAGUCUCCUCUGGCAUACCAUGUAGAUAAAGCAAAAAACAUCACCUCUGCUGCAUCCACAAAGGUUAGUAACUUGUGCACACAAGAAAACAAUUAUCAACCCCAGAGACUUUUGGGGCUCCGUAGAAAAUAUGUAGCCAGGCCAUCUUCAGCUUAGCUUAGCAAAGCAUAGGCCCAAAAGAUAAAGAAGACACUCAUGGAAACCCUUUGAAAUUGAUUAUUUGUCUCUUCCAGUGUUGCAGAUUGCUGAUCUAAAAAGUAAAGAUUUAUAUGUUUGCCUUGUAAGCCUUUAGAUUUGUAGUCUGAUUCUGAAUCAGCCAAAGAAAAUUAUGUUUUUCUUAUUCCAUGAUAUUGAAUUAUUAAAAAUCCAAGGAUUCCCACAUACUGUUAUUAAUUAUUGAUGGACUGCUUUCAGCCAGAAGGGGUCAUGGUAAUUUUCGCAGGAAGUGACAAUUGAAAUACUCUCAUGAUACACUGUUAUGACUUCCAUAUAUUCAGGAUUUGAUGGCAUUAACUGUGAGUGGUGGCAGCCAUUUCUUGUUUUUAUUUUUCAUAGUAAUAACUUGUAAAUAUUCCUUUAUUCUCGGAUGAAAGGACAGUGGACAGAGCAGGUAACAAGUUGAGAGUGGGUAGUGACAUGCAAGAAAAAAAGGCUACAGGUUGAAAUCCUGUUUGUGGACGUUUGCCUUUGUACAUGAGACAUGCAACCUUCACUGAGCCUAACCGGUACCCCUGUGAAAGCCAUUAGAAACCUGUUUACAGUUUCUUUUAUGCUUAGCUAAGCUAAGAGAUGUCUGGCUUUAGUUCCAUAUUUAACUUUAAGAUAUUUAUGGUUCCAGUCUUAUUAUUGAAGACUUGUUAAAAUAUUGAAAAAUUAUUAACCUUUAAAAUGUCAAACUGUUCCUUUAACGUACACUCUGCCAUUUAAUGGCAAUGUUUGAGUGUUUUCUUGGGACCUUUUUGCCCUUUUUUAAAAUAAGAAACAGUCACUAACCUGGACCGUUGUGAUAAGGACUCUGCAGAUAUGAGCUAAUUUAGCAGGUGGGCUAGGUACCUUAAGAUGAAGCAUUUUUCAUAUCUGGUCUUGUGUUUUUAUUUGGAGUCCAAAGUAUAGAAGUUGUAGAAUUUGUUUCCCUUUGAGUUCUGACUUUCUGUCUUUCUUUUACUUAGUAACUCUUAGUAAUCUCUGAACUGUUUUAAAUCAUGACAAAAAGUGAACCUGCUCAAAGCACUGAAACAUUUAUCUUAUAACAUUAGCAAGUUUCAUAAAAGCUCAUAGAAAGAACAGAUGUUUUCAAUGUGUUAAAAAAGCAUUACAUAUUCUGUCAAAAUUGCUAAAGCUGAAGCUAUUCUGCUUGAUUCUCAACAUCCAGUCAAUGAAGCACGAGACUAGAGUAACACUGUUGCUGUAAAUGCAUAACAUAGAAGCUAACCUUACUGGCUUAGUGGUGCGUUUCUAAAAGCAGGGCCUAUAUACAUAUUUGUUAAAUUACAGUCAGUACAUACAAGAUUCUCAGAAUGGUGACCUGAAAACAGAAGCUGCCACUCUCAGUCCAUUCCUGUUUCUCAUCUACAUAUUAAGAAAAACAUUCAUGUAAAACUGGUUGUUAACAUUCAGAUUAAGUUGCAAAGAAAUGAAGAAAGAGACAUACUGGUUAAAUUAAAGUUGUGAAACUAGCUUCCAAAAUUCUGAGAAAACAACUGCAGGCGAUAUCAGUGCAUUCAUAACAAGCUCUCACACUCUGAAGGCAACACAUUUAGCAUGGCUAUUCAUCUGCUUUUAACAAGGAAGCAAAGUCCCAUGUGCCUGGGCCCAGACUCACAUCCCUGGACCGUCAGCUCAUUUGUACAAAGUAUAAGUUAAAAAGGUAAAAGCUGCUUUCAGGUUAACACAAUAAACAUGUAAUUUUGCAUAGCAUUUGGCCUUGCUGUACCAUCAUCGUCUGAAGACUUAAAGAGAAACUAUAAAUGCCAAAUGCCAAAAAGUUUAUAUAUCUGAGGAUGACACAAAAGUAAGUUGUGAUUGUGGUUUUAAAAUGAAACAGUUCUUAAGUAGAAGUCAUAUCAUACAAACUGUACAAACUCAAGGCAAACAUGGCAACAGUUUCCUGAAGCAAUGGACAUGCAAUGAUACUCGAUGUGGAGUUCAUUCAGAACUGGUACCAGUGUCUGAAAAUGCCUUUGACACCAUCUGAAUACUCAUCUAUGUAUUUACAAGUACACCAGCCUGAGCACCAACCUCAUACAAAAGAGGUCACAUAUAGGGAAGAGGUGAUUAUGCAAAUAAGAAUCUCAACAGCACCCUGACAUAAAUUUAUUACAGCUCACCCUAAACCCUAAACUUAACAUUUCCAUUGGUUAGACAACAUGAGCAGGACUUCUGCAAGAAUAUCCGUAUUGGCUUUUCUCUCCUCACACAGCCUAGCAGUCAACACACCAUUGAUUUUAAAAAAGGCUAACAUCAUCGUCAAUACUUUCAACAUUAUUGCACAGCUUAUGGUUUCAGUCACUUCGCAGCCAUCAACAACUCAGAGAGGUUUUCAUCAGAACUGCCGCUGUUGCACAGAUUGCAGGACAGGAUGUUGCUCCUCUUUUCCCUAUCAGAGAUGGUUGAACUGACAUUUUUGUUUACGGGCAGACCUUAGAUGUGCUUGACACCUGGACACAGAAUGAUUUGAUUUGGUGUGUGUGAGCAGCUUGUUUUUGGCACGUUUUUUUCUUGUAGAGAACUUGUUGAGAAUUAAUCAGUUAUUACCAAUCAGAAUCAGGCAUUUUACACAGCAUAGUAAUAAUUAAGAGCCCUGAAUGAAUCUUUUCAAGUGGCUGCUCACAGUAACCCAUUAACUCAUUCAUACCUGCGAUUCUUGGUUUGUCCUUUUAGGGGUGAGACUUCAAUUGAUGCACAAUUAUUACUCCUCUGACCCUGCCAACAAACCUGAAGGUGUGAAAGCUUUACAAAGUAGAAUUCAUGGUGGAGUGGGUAUACUGGCUUGCAUGGGAUUUCUUGAGUGGUCACAAUGUUUUGGCUGAUUAGUGUGUCGUUUCCUCUUGUAUCAGAUUGGUGCUCAAUCAAGUCCAGUUUGCACAUUCAGGUAUUAGAAUCAUCAUGGAAAAUUGGUACCAGAAUAUUUCUAAUCCAAUGACAUAAAAAAACACAUCUAUGGUACAAGAACUAAGUGCUUGGCUUUGAAUUUGAUUGCGUUCCAGUUAUCAAAUCCCGUAGUGGUUAUCAGGAUGGUGAAUGGUCUCAGAGAUUACACAGCUCCUUUGAUCACUGGUUCCCUGUUGAGAUAUGUGGCCCAGUAGACCAGGUUAAAGGUCCCAAACAGCACCGGGAACACUAUCCUGGCCAUCUUGUCGAUCUUGCUCACACUGUUGUAAGUCUUUUUAGGAUCCGGGGCCUUGCUUUCGGAGGGUUUGAGCUGGACUGACGUGCUGUUUGAAAUGGUUGAGAUGGACGCGUCCUUGGUGAGGUUGGCUGUGUAAUUUACUCCAGCUGAACAGGUGUUGUUUGGCUUUUUAGACAGAGCCAAAGGGUCUUUUUUCUGCAGGGACAAAGAAAGGCAUUGAUUUAGAGUGCUCAAAAUUCUAGGCAAAAAAAGUAAGUGGGGCUCAUUCAUCGGACAUAAAAACAGGCAAUUAUAACACAGGCACACACACACAAAUACACAAACAGAAAAAUAAGAAACGGUCAGUGAAUGCUUCGACUCUACAUCGAUGUCCUUGGGUGAUAAUCAACUGGCUCUGGGCCACAACACAGCCAGACUGGACUUAGAAGUUAUUGAUCCACGAAUUAUGAACUUCUACAUCUUGUCUAAUUCAUCUCUUACUCUAUAAUCAUGUGUAUCAUGGAUUUUCCUCUACUUGAUCACACUGUGACACACUCUCUACUCCUGUGAAAAAGAGAGCAGAAAUGGCACCUGAUUUUAAACUAAGAAUUAGAAUUUUAAGCAGAUAUACUCCUUGGUAAUCUUUAAUGCUUAUUCAAAUGGAAGUGAUUGUUGUGCUUUCUUCUUCAGUUAGCUUGCUACCAAUUUGUGUUCAACAAUUAGAGUCAUGUCCCAUCUGUUAACAUAAAGAAGGCAGGCUUUGUGAAGGCAGCCAGAAGAGGAAGCUCCAAAUGGUCUGGCACAAAACAAGUCCUCACCCCAAAAUAAACCCUUAACCUUAGGGGCCAAGCUUUCACAACAACAAUGUCCCCAUCAUGAGUCAGCCAUCCUUAAUAGGUCCCCACAAUAUAUGUUUUACAACAAUAAAGAUACACACAAUAAAUACCUUAGGCUGCUGGGCCUCCAUUGCCUUUUUUCCAUCCCAGGCCCAGCUCCUCUUGGUGAAGUAGUUCACUGUGGCAAACUCAAUAAGAGCUGAGAAGACGAAGGCGUAGCACACUGCAAUGAACCAGUCCAUGGCUGUGGCGUAAGCAACUUUGGGCAGCGAGUUUCGAGCGCUGAUGCUGAGAGUGGUCAUAGUGAGCACAGUGGUCACACCUGGUGGAAGAGAAAAGUGGGUCACUUUUACAAACCACACUAAGGAUUCAGUUCUUAUUCCAUCAGAUUAAGUCUUAGAAAAAGGAGGACACAUUACAGAGUAUUAUGGAUAAAGCAACACCUGAGUAUGUUUUCAUUCAACUCCAGGGUUUUUCCUGCGUUCAAAAUUGCGUGGCGGCCGCCUCCACCUAAUUUUGUGCCGCCCCCAGCCAGAGCGAUUGAUUUCGCUCAACACAGCGUAAAGCUCCAGCUGUGUUGAUUGAGCGAUUGAUGUCCCGAUGCAGCAGCAACGUAUUUUAACUGCAGUUGCAGGGUUGCGCCACUAUAGAGGCGCUAUAUCAACAGCAGUGCACCGGAAAGACCUGAAGCAUCUACCGAAGAAGAAACGGAUCGAAUCAUGUUUUUUCAAGUGUUUUUCCCGCUAGUUGGUGCUGUCGGCGUCCUGAUUUUCCCUGGCGGAUGGUACAAACAGGUAAAUACUGCUUCUCUUUUUUGCAUCCAAGCAUGUCGUGUUUAUUAUUUAAAAAAAAAAGUUUACUCCGUUUUUAGCGUUUUAGAUAUGACAGGCAAAAUCAGCCAGUACUUUAAAAAGCGACCUCGCGAGGAGGAAAGUCAAGAGUCCAGGUGAAACACAGCAGAGAAAAACGUAACAGGCAGUUAAAAUGCUAUAAUUCAUGUUGGUGACAACGUGGAAAUUUGUGUCAGGUCUGAAAGUACUUCACAAGGGACUGGUGAUCGCGAGGGUCAGAAUGCAGGACAGGACGAGUCGGCGAGGCGAGGGUAAUUAAUUAAUUAGUUUCCAAUUAGGAGCAUAACAACGCAAAGCCAACGUGUACGUGGUUUUUAUUUCUCUUUGUAGAUCUUCUCAAAAACACAGAGCCAGUGGCUUUGACAAGCAAUGGCUCAAUCAGUUUACCUGGCUCAGGCAUACUGAGGAAGGCAUGCACUGCUAUUUAUGCCAAAAGCACUGUGCCCCAACACAGCAGGCAAUUGCUGCCUCCUUAGUGAGACAGCCAUCAACCAACUACAGGCUGGACACAUUAAAAAAAGACAUGAAGUGACAGCCGUUCACAAAGCAGCAGAAGAGAAGGAGAAGUAUAUUAAAGAUGGUAGUACCUAAAAAACUCAACUAAUAAAGUUACAAAAAAUAAAUAACAUAGUUUAGAUAGUUUAAGAAAUAAUUGGUUGUCGUUUUUUUUUUUAGGGCGGACACUGCAGCGUAUACAUAUAUAUGAUUGAGAACACUAUCACUCUUCAUGUCUGUAUCAGAAUAAAAACGAAAAUACUUAAUGCAUGAUGAAUUGUUUUGGUUAAGGUGAAGACACCUCUGUGGAACAGACUGAAGGAGAGGCACUUGGAUGUCUGUUGUAAGGUGGCCGUUGAUGGACCAGACCAGGAGGCCUUGGACUACAAGGAGUGCAUGAGGAGGUUCUACAGAAUGAAAAAGAGGAGGCUGAAAUGUUCUGUCUGGUUGUGAGAUGUGUGGAUGAAGUGUACUUUCAAUUUAAAGUUGCCAGCUGAUUUGUGUAUGUAUAUAGUUUUAAUAAAUUAAUGCUUUAACAUAAUAAUGGUCACACUCUUUUUUUGAACUCUUAACUUAAAGUAUGUUGCCUGUAAAAGAAAGUGAAUCGGUUGUAUUUACAAAUACAUGCACGUCGUGGCGCAUGGUCAGGAUGGUGCCACCUCUGCCUCAAUUUGAGCCAGGAAAAACCCUGAACUCCCAACCCAAGUUUCACACACAUUCAUGUUCUGAGCACAGCUCUUACAAUUGAGCAAGAAAACAACUGCAGGUUUACCACAGACUGUAGCAUAAUCUUGUGGGUGAUUUUACAGCAGCUCUCUGGACUCACCAAAGACAGUCCGGGCAGGCACUGAUUCUCGGUUGAGCCAAAAAGAAACCUGUGACAGGAUGACGGUCAUGAAGCAGGGCAUGUAGGUCUGGAUGACGAAGUAGCCAAUCUUCCUCUUCAGGUAAAAGUGAGCCAUCAUCACUGUGUACUGACCUGUUGGAAGCAAAAAUAAAAACGUUUGGUUGACGAGUUAAGCUUCUAGAAUUGUAAAAUUAGUGACCAAAACCAACCAGAUUAAGAGUUCAUCAACCAAUAUGAUUUAAAGAUUUCUGAUCCCAGCUUUGAUGUCUUUUUACUUCAUUCUUUCUUCUUCUAUCAUGGCAAAAUAAAACUUUAAUCUAUCAAUAAAUCAACUAGAAAUAACGUUUCCAAAGAGAAUGGGUCCAAACCCAAGUCUAAACAAUUACAGAGAAAAAACAAAACUCAAAGAUGUAGUGUUAGACUUUGUUGAUCACUUACUGACAUUUUUCAACUCUCUCUGACACAAUCAACUACUACACAGUUCAACCAAAUCAUCGACAGACCCAUCAGUAAUAGAAACAAUCAUUAGAUAAUGCCUUAUUCUGAAAUUAUAAUCCCUACGCUGAACAAUUCAAACCCGCCAUAACAAAUCUGACCUAGGGGCACUCAGAAUGAAUGACUAUGAGCUAUUAAUAGACCGAAACAAUAUUAAUCAUUCACCCUCACUAAUAUGAACACAGGCUGUAUUUAUUUUGAUUCAAUUCCACAAACACGGUCCUGCUGCAGCAAACACUGGACCACAUUUCUGAGUAAUUCAGGCUUUAAAUUGCUUCUACUCAGUAUUUGGUCCUGUUUGAUAAAUGUUUGUAAAUCUACAGUCUGCAUCUGUUGCUAGACAUUACACUGGUAUGUGGAGCAAUCAGAUAUUUCUAAGAGAUGGACCAACACACUAAAGGUUUUUACCUUUUUAAAGUUUCCGGUAAAAAUAAGAAAGUUACUCUCAUGUGACUAAUUUUCUAGUCGUACAAAAGAAAAUGUCGUCCAAUUAGCUGACUUGUCUAAUGGUAGGAAAACACUCAUUUUACAGUCAAAACUCAGCACAAUUCAGGUCUGCAAUACAACAAAUCAUAAAUAAUACAGGUGCAGACUAAUGAGGGUGAUGGUGUUUUAUUGUUCAGUCAACAAAAUGCACAUAUCCCUGAUGACAGUAUAAAAACUGUAAUAUCAGAUGUCAUGCUUCUGGUGAAAAGAAUGGCGAAUACCUGCUAUCAGAACUACCAAAAUUUUUAAAAAUGUCCAUUUGCAGUUAUACAGUCAUAUUGAAAGGGUUUUGUUUUUAAAGAAAUAUACAUCCUUCAGUUUACAGCCAAAGACUUCAUAUCACCCCUGUGUCCCAGAAGCCUUUCUGUAUGUUACUAUACAAUGAUUAACUACAACCAAGCCAUCACGACAAUAGACAUUGCUGUGGCUGAUUUAUUUUUUAUUUAUUUAUUUUUUCAAUCUUUUGACUGCAGCUGGUGUUAAGGGCACAGUUUCCAGCAGAAUCAAUUUUUACCUAAAUAUGACCACUGCCAAUCUGCAGCAGGACCUCCUGAAUCUUACUUUUUCACCCAACAAGGAUUUCAGACAUUUUAAUCAAAAAUGUACAAGUAGAUGAUGGUACUCGCUCUCAUUUUGCAUCUAUAUCGACACUGUACAGAAGCAACUGGAAACAACAGCUAAGCUAGAGGCAAGAUGAAGCCACAUUCUGUCACUGUCAUCAUUUUUACCUCUUCAGUUUUAUUUCAGAGCUGGUCUCAAACUGGCUUUGCCUGGUAUGCCCCACUGUUUCCCUUUCACAUCAAAAGAUUGCAACAGCAAUGCCAAUCACACAAACAGGGUAUUAUUGUUAUCCAAGUGUGUGAUUUCGUUUUGCAUUACAGGUUUUGUUGCCGCUCCAUUAAUCAGCUGACCAGUUAAUCAGUCCAUCUCUGAUCAAUUUGUUUGACAACCAAAACCUUCUCACAUGAGCUUGAAGGUAGUAUUGCUACAAAGACAUUUUAUUUUUCUUACCAAACAGUUUUGCAGUACACUCUCCACCUGUUAUACAGCAUGUUUUCAAAGCCCUCUUUAAUAGUCACUUUUCGUCUUAGAUCUGUUUUCAGGGGAAUUUGUCUCUUUGGGACUUUUGUAAGAGUGUUUUUCACAUCAUGUUGUUUUUCCUGUCUGCCAAAAAUCAAACUGUUUGGGAUGUUUUGUUUUCAAUUUGUUUCAGUAAUCUGAUGGUGUUGUGCUGUCCUUGGAGGCUGUGAUUAAAGGCGACACAAGUGAACUUCGCUGGACAACCUCCAGGUCAGAAAUGUGCGCUGAAUUAUUAAAAAAAACAGUUGGGUGGAGAACUCAUCAUAUCCUGUUAAUCAACUGAAGAUUGCAUUUGAAGGAUUUUUUUUCUCAAAAAUCCUGUCGAGCCAUGGAGUCUGAUAAACUAUAGGAAAUCCACAGAUGACUGCUGCUUUCUCCUGGCAAAAUCGGAUUUUUCUGUCUCACUAAUCCCUUGUCACAAUCUGCAUCCCGUAUCUCUCCCUCUCUCUCUCUCUUUCUCUCUCCCACUGCCUCUCUCGCCCUCACUCUUUCUCUUGUCCAUGUGUGUGAAUGUGUGAGUGUGUGUAUGUGUAACAGACAGUCCUGCCGCUCUGUCAGGCCUGGCUAGUCUUGACUGGGGGACGUACAUCGCUGCCUGCCUGAGCUCCACACUGCAACAGCCUGGGGUCAGCAGUGAUUACACGCAGGUGCACCGAUGAGUGAGACAGAGGACGGCUGAGAGGGACGGUGGAAAGUUUGGGCGCUCCAUGCUAUGCAGCGACCAGCAUCAUGUCAUUCAUGAAAGGAGCACCUGUGUCGCCUUCACUCCGAGGACUACGUGCAGGAAGUCCUGCUCUGUGGUGGCACGACUGGGCCAACUCUGCACUGAUCUGACCGCCUGCUGGGCUUGGAAGUAGAUGGUAAUCUACGAGGCGUGAAAAUGCGGUUGUGGUGGAUUUUACUGUUUUGUUUUUGGAGCGUCUGUGGAGAACUGCCAUUCAUAGCAGAGAACAACGCGGCUAUGUUGGUGAACUGGUGAGUACAGAUCAGAACCAUCUGUUGAGCUUCUCAGCACUCUGAGAGCUCUGCUGUGUGUGUAAUGUAAUGAAUUCACAAGGUUUGCAUAUCACCAGUUCAGUGCUUUGGUCUAUAUUCAUCUGCAGAGGCUUAACCUGUGAGGUCAAAGGUCACCUCAGCCCAGUAUGAGCUCUUGGCUGAGCUAUUCUUGGCUUGUUAAAGAGGGUUUGUACCUCAGAUUAGCACCCCUAAUUAAGGCCGUGUUAGCUCAGUGUGUCUGAGCAGUGCAGGGUGGGCUCAGAGGAAAUCACACAGAAAUACAUAGCAGCAUGUGCGCUAAUCUCCACUUUUUCACACUGGGUGUUUCCGGCUGUGUUACAGGAUUUCCUCUUGCUGCUUAAAAAGCUCCAUGACAUAUAUAACAGUAUAUGUUUCAUUCUCCUACAGAAUCCAGAGUGAAUUUACUCCCAUCCUGGCAGGAAAGAGUAAGAAGCUCUGUAUAAAUACAGCUUUAGGAUCUCCCUCUCUGCCAUAAACUCUCCAGCAACAAGCAGCAGAAAUGUAUUAUCAUAGUUCUUUACAUAACAGAAUUAAGCAGAUGUAGCUCCCCCCACCUCCAGCACAGCAGCCAAUCCCUGCACUGUGACGUCACUUAGUAAAAGCACAACUGAUGGGCCUGCACGCGGAUUAACCCUACAGACCCAAUGGCUCAGACCCCAGAUAAGUGAUUUUUUUUGUCCCCCCCCCCCCCCCCUCGCUUGCUGCCCCAGAGACAGCUGGCUGUGAGUGGGAGGCAUUCUCAAAUCCUUGCGAUUCAUUCAUUGUCUCUAUCCAGCUUGAUUUGAAAUAAAAAAAGUUCUUCUCACAGCAUCCUUGCUUUGCACACAUUUUAAUAACAGAGCUGAAUAAAAGGGUUCAAGCAGAGGCUUAAUGUUCCUGAUGUGGUAACUGUGUGAUGACAGACUUUGUUUGGGAGGUGGAACUCAUAUAAGGACAGUGGUUUGGUGCCUGCCACUCAAAAGGAGUGAUUUGGGAAUUUUUUCAGUCACCAUUUUGUCUUGGUUGAAGCCAGAAGUGGCUCUAGUGGAUCACACAUGAUGAGGGACGGAAGCUGAGAAUCAGUUUCAGAUCAGAACCAGUUCCUACUACUAGACCCAUCAAUAUUAUUUGACAUUCUGCUCCCUGGUUCUCUUGUAAGUGCUUUCAGCUUUGCUCUAUUUGCAGCAAGGUGGUGAUAAGACACAAAAGAUUAAGUCAGUUCAGAUGACAACCUAGGAUGUAAUCACAGUUUUGGAUGGGAGAGUCCAAAAUGCUAUAACUAAAUAUUGUUGUGCCUACAAUAUGACCUCUAAAAAUAGUUCUGUACAAAGUACAUAUUCACUGUAAAAUCCACUUGCCUUGUGAGACCGGCAUCUUCCAAGCAAUAAACUCUUUCACUGAGAUUUAGGGGCUUUUCUAUCUCACAGAGAAAAUCAGUAUAUUUCCAGGGGUGGUCUAAAUCCAAUUCUCCACACACAAAGCUAAUCUGAGAUCAUUUAUGUACUAGUUUAAGCAAAAAACUGCCAUUUCUGUUGUUAGCUGAAUACGAUAAAUGAAGACUGUUAAUUCUCUUUUAGCCUGUCAACCAAUCAAAGAAGCAAGAACGACUAAAUGACUGAGUUUAAAGAGAUGCUCCUUUGAUACCUUUGAACAAAAUCAGAAGUGUUUUUGGUGAGAAACUGCAUUUCCCAUGAGCACCAUUAUCCACUGUGGCUCUUGCCAACACAAGCAUUUGAUGUGACAAUAAUUAAACUGUCAACUUUUAAACAAACAACUUUUUACAGGAUGCAGAGGGAUAAGGUAUGAAUUUGUAAAUCCUUGUAUUAUCAACUGUAACAUAACAACAAAUGAGCUUUGUAAGCUUGGAUUUAGGACCGUUAGUUUGCUCACAAAAGGAGACCAGAGGUACCAGUUUAACAUCACCCAUCACCGACCUGGUGUCAUGAUGUGCUCCAGUGUCCUGAUUAACUUAAAUCUGCUCUCAAUUGAACUCUUUAGUCCUUAAAUAGCAGUGCAGCAUUCACAUACCAGCAUUAACAAAAAAUCCUGUUAAACAUUGAAUUUCUUUUGGAAAGUCCUGGCUGUAAAGUUUCAAUCUUAAACAAUAAUUCAAAAGAAAAAAUACUUUUUUUUUUAAUUGCAAAUUCUAACUCUAAUUCCAACAGCCAAUAUUUACCAGCACACUUCCAAUUUCAGAGUUAUUUCCAAAGAAAUAACUAUACAAUGAUCAUUUCUAACACUGGUUGAGUAAUGAAGAUGCAUCAGUAUAAUUAUAAGACUAUUUUCAAAUCGGUUUAAAGCUCCUCACAAAGCUGUAAGACUUUCCCAGCUCUGCUCUUCCAUACUCAAAUUUCUGAAUAAAGCAUAUCUGCCAAAUAAAGUUGUGCUGCUGCAGUGAACCUUUUAAAUGUAACUCUUCAGCCCGAUGUGGUAUUCACUGAGGUGUUGCUGAAAAAGGCUUUUUGGUGUCCUUAGUAAAACAACAUGCUUUUCAUGUUGUUCUGGUAGUGAUUUGUCAACCCCAAGGUUGCCACACCUAAAUCAACAAAGCUUUACAAUCAAAAUUGAGAAAAACAUUUUUUUUAUAAAAAAAAUAAAAAAAAAACACCAAACUGGUUUGAAGGAAACUUGAAAUGUACAAAUGUAACCAAGUUUUUAUUCCCAAAACAUUCAAUGAUCCAGUGAGAAGUAAAAUUUUUUGUUUUUUUUUGUUUUUAUUAAUUUAUUUUUUUUACAUGAUUAGACCUCUGGUUCUCUCUUUUGGCUCCAACUGACAUACAAUAAAGCUCCAUCUAUUUUUCAGAGUGUUUGUGUUCAACUCACGUUGUAACACAGUGAUACAAGAUGAAAGUAUGGCGCUCCAUGUGUCCUUGCUUUCGCGUAGGUGUUUAAUGAAGGAGGUCAUCUGUAAUCUGAGGCCAGAUGUCCCCUGUUUCAGUUUACCUCUGCUGGUGUAGAUGUCCUCUGUUCCUGCAGUCUGACCAAUCAGAUGGUACUGGUUUAGUCGAGAGCCUUCCUCAGCCACCACCACUGACUUGGCUGCUCCCUGAGUCCAGGUGUAGACCACCUCUGAGACCGGAUACGCAUCUGUAAGGGGAGAAGACAGGAAAAUAAAAAGCUUUAGUUUUAAAGUCACUGCAGUUACCCAGCAUGCAGUUUGAGAGUUCAAGAUGGCCAUUUCCUGUCAGCCACUCUUCUUGUUUGAUCUAACUGACCUAACUGCACUAGUUGGCCCAAGCUAUUUGGCUAAAAAGGCUUUUCACAAGGUCACCCAAAUGUAAGAGUUUGGUUUGUUCUAAUAUAUAACUAUAUUUGCUGAAAAAAGAUUUUCAAGGAUUACAUAGAAAACACAGAUGGGGGUGAUUUAGAAAUUGCGCCAUCAUAUAUUCCCACUAGUGUCUAGACCCUAUCAUUUGCGAUACUCUCAACACUGUCUGCAACACAUCUUGCAAAGCAUCACUGCAACAAUUUCAGGGAUAUUCUGAGGCAAAAAAUUUCAUGGCCACUUGAACAGAAAUUUAAAAUUGACCAAUCAACCAACCCACCUGAAGAUGGUAUGAGAGAAUGUGUGGGUGAAAAGUUAGCAGAGCCAGCACCACCGGCCUUCAGUCCUCUUUGUAGGUUAACGUUCACAAGCCUGUGCUACAUGCAUGUUUGACCCAACACUGCCUACAUAUAACUGAUUUCUAUUUUCUUAAUUUAAUAUACUGACAAACCACACUAUGCUUCAAGAUGCCAUCUGUCAUCUGUGCAAGUUUACAUCUAGACAGUAGACCAUUGUAGCAUCACAGCAAGAGCUAUUAGAUGGAGUUAGACUAUGGCCAGUGGGGGGUGUGGUGAAACUGUUAUAUCAUAUGAUGCUGUCAGUAUUAUAUCGGUAAGGCUGCACAGGUUUAUUUUAAAGCCAUCUUUUUUAAGCCAAAAUACAAAAUCAUCAUUAGUUACAACUAGGUCAGUCGUAGGGACCAAGGCAGCACAGAAAAAACACAAAAUUCAACAUUAUUAGAAAGGAAGUGAGUCUACUAGGAAGUAUGAUUGGUAUGGAUUAGUAAAUUUUACGAUGUAACAUGUUGUUCUACUCUUGUCUUGCCUUUCCUUAGUUUAACUGUAUUUUAAAUAACUUUCCUAUGUUAUUAUUUUUAACCACAGUAUGAACACAAUGAAAAUUAGAUAUUUUGACAACUCUAUUUCCAACACCUUAGGGAGAAACAGUGAUUCACAGAAAGCACACUUGCACUAAGUUAUCAUAGAAAAUAAAAUCAGGAUUCUCUCACAGGGCUGAUAUACUCUAUCAUAUCACACAGCUGUUCAAGCUCAUAGAGUACUGUGAUCACUGGAGCUGCAAACUUCACUGGCCUUGCUUUUGAGGACACCAAAACAGGCUGAGAAAAGUGACCUGUUCCUGCCACUGUACUGUUGUGACACACUUUACUAAGCCUGGUGUCUUUUGUGCACAAAUCCUUGUAAAGAAGCAGCAUUUUUACCUGUUUGGAGGUAACAUGAGUCAAUAUCAAUAUUGUGCCAGUGCAGAGAGAUUCAUGUUUGCUGUAUUACCUUCAUGUUUGUGUGAGCUCUUGUUCUGACUUUCACCCAAACAAAGUUGAGUUUGACGUUUGCAUGUUAGAUUAAUAACAUUAUGUAAGAGUUUUCUCUUUAGUCCUGGUUGUUUUCAGGUCAUAUACAGUAUUUCUUCUGCCCUGAGCUUUGCCUUGGAAAAAUAAAUUGUACCAUGGAUUCACGUUAAGCUGAUAAACUAAGUUCAGUUGUAUUUCCAAAUAUUACAAACAGAGGCACUGCAAAAAAUAUAGGCCCUUUAUAAAGACAUUCUCCACGGGGUUCUACCUGCAUUAUUUAUUUAACUUUGUUGGCCCCAAUAGCACAAGGGGCUGAAUACUCAUUGCCCUUCAUCUCAUGUUUGACACCUCUAAUAAUAAAGCAGUGAGAAGUCUCUUUAGUUUUCAUUAACUUAAAACUGUGUGACCAUGGAGCCAAGAGGUGCUCAAGUCAGAGUCACUGUUUCUAAAUUAACUAACUUUUAAGGAUGACUGUGUGUACUUUCUAUUUGGUUUUGGGGGAACUGAACCCUAGACCAGAAAAAGAGCGACACGUGAGCUAGUUCAGGCAGACAACUUUUGUUGUGAUGAUUUUACAUCAAUUACUUGACAAUGAACCCUUCAUCUCUAAAGUUGGUAGACUAUUUAAGCCAACAGAUUUCUAGCCUCUCCCUCUGGUUUGUCAUUGACACCACCGCCUUGCACCUGUGCUAGACUCAGACUUUCAACACUAUCAUCCCUUCCCAACACCCACCUGCAGGCCAAGACCUGGCUGUGAGACAUCAUAAUCUGCCAUGAAAAUACACAUUUCAAACCUUUAAAACAAGAGUUUAUAAAGAACAGUCUUGUUUUAUUCUAAAAGCAGUUUCAAUUCAAAUUCUAGCUGGUACACAGAGAGAGCGCAGCUCUGUAAAUGCUGAAUAAGCUGAAUAUGAUGAAUCCAUUUAAAACAGAUCGAUCUUUAUUUCUGAGAGCAGACUGGUAUCUGUCUCACUGGACCUUUACAGGGCAGCUGGUUGCAGGUACAGCCUCUGAUUGGUACCAAUACAAAGAUAGCAGCCUCCUUCUAGCAUUGUCAGCUGACAUAAAACAAACAAGACUAAUUAUGAGGGGUUUAAUGACCAAACACUGGACAAAUUCCUACUGUGGCUAGCUUCAAAAAAUGUUCAUCCUGAUCUAGAAGCAACCCCUAGUGUUGAAAAUGAAGUAAUUUUGGAAGGGUGAAAAACUUUUGUUUGACUUGUGCAAAGGAAUCCCAUUUAAACCCAUAAGAUACUUCCAUGUUUCAGGCAGAAUUCAACAUGUUUACUGCCUGGUACAAAAGCUGUUUGGACCUAAUUUUUUGUUCAUACCAAAUGUACAAGUGGUAAAUUUGUUGGAGCUUCUCUUUGACACUAUAAGAAGUGGUCAACCACUACUGGGCGGAUAUCUAUAUAGAUUAUUAGUUGUCCAUGAGACCAAUAAUGGAUACUCAGAACUGAUGUGGACUGACUGUAAAAAAAAAAAAAAAACAAUAAUAAUAAUAAAAAUAAUUAAAACCUUUGCAGGCAGCUUGGUCACAAACCCAGCUUUUGCCAUUUCUAGAGAAGUUAGGGUAAGCAUUACCCUAACUUCACAUGGUGCCCACCAUUGCCGAGCUCUCAUGAUUUAUACUGUAAAUCAAACUGUUUUUAUUCUUUUGGUCCUGAAUUACUGAAUUACCACCCAACACCAAAUGAAGCACUAACGACAGAGAUAUGUGAACCUUUGCCUCAUUCUCUCUGAGCUGUUUUCAGCAGAAGCAUGUGUUUUACAGAUUUGCAGAAAGUUCUGGUCAAAUAUCUCCAGCAGGGUCAGGAUUUCUGUCUGCCUCUUCACAAACUGUCAUUUGUUGUAACUAGUUUAGAUGUUUGUGUGACUGUGUUGCUCUGUGUUGGAUGUGGUGUUGCUGUGACACAACACUUGACCUUUCACCCACUUUGCUUCAUUAAACCGAGAUUAACUUGGUGUCACUGUUAAAAGCUGCAGUUUGCAUCUGAUGUAAUCAGUCGUGGGGAAUCACAAUACGCAGAUGUUGCAGGCUGGACCGGGUUCUGUGUAGAUGUUGGCACAGUUAGAGGGAUGGCCUCAGAUGAUUCCAGGUUCACUCACUGGGUUUGACCUUUCAGCUGUGGAUUUAGUUUUUCUGUGGCUGGUUUUCUGUCUCUGAGCCUCCCGGUCAGUUUGUCUCUGAUGCGUAAAAAGAGAAAAGACUCUUUUCAUUUAUUUAGUUUUAAUAAUGAAUAAAUCCUGCAAAAGCUCUGUCUUUUAUUCAGCACUGUGGCUCAAACCACACACAUGAUGUAGCUGCACUAAGUCCAUGUGUGUGUUCAAUGCGUGUGUGUGUGUCACUCUCUCAAUCGUCUGCCGUGCGGUGUCCAAUCUGACAGCAUUGCACUAAUCCAGCAACUGUGGUGUUAGAAGACUUCACAGCAAUCUAGAUUGAGUCCAGUCCACCAGUCUGUGGAUUAUCAGACACUCAGCAUUGUCUCAAACAAAGUCUUUGUGUAACUGCGUUACAUGAGCUGUUGACUGCUUCAUAUUCUUGAGUAGGCUCUCAUUUAUUUCACACUUUAUGAGCCAAAUGAGGGAAAAAGAUGAAAUCUUUGACUAUUAACCUCCUAAUGAUUAAGUUCAUGCUUGAACGGUGCAGAGAGCUUUAUUUUUUUUGUCUGUGGAUGAAUGCUACACUUUGUACCCAGGAAGAUAAAAGACACAUUAUGUAAUGGCUAAGCCAUUCAUUGCUCUAAAAGUAGCAUGAAAAAAAUGAACUUUAAUCCAGUGUAAUAAAAGAUUGAAGGUGACAGUUUGCUUAAAUUUGUUUCUGCUGCCCUUUGAUCAAGCUGGAGAAGAUAUUUGAGUUUUUUAAAUUUUAUUUUAGUUUGCACAGUGUAAGAUGUUUGAAAAGCACUGAGUGGCUCUUUUUUUAAGGCUGUCAAACUAUUAUUAGUAUUUUUUUUCCAAUCAGGAUUAACUGUAUUUUGAAUCACCUUUAAUUAUUUUUGUUUGAUUUCAGUCCACACUGGUGAUGAGCAGCAAUUCCUUCCAGUGUCUUAAUGUACCUCAUAAUCUUGAUUUUUUAACUAACUGUAACACCGGUGUGGUCUGGGACCAGGACUUUGAGGCAGGAGGCAGCGUUAGAGUCAUUUGUGAAUACAGUGUUUUCUUCUGAUUAUUUUCACUAUUUAUCUAUUUAUUUUGAUGAAAAUUGUCACACAUUAAAACAUAUAAAAGAGUGUAUGUACAAAAAGUGCAUUUCUUCAAUUUGGAUCCAUCAACAGGUCUUUAUGGUGAAUCAGACACUCCAAAAAAAAAAAACUGUCUGCUUUUGUUAGUCCAUUUAGCUGCACCUGCAUGCUUAGUGCAGAAGCAGCAUGCAUAAAGGGAGGGAAAAAAACUGAGUGGCUGCACAGAAAACUACAGUAAUCUUCUGAGGUGGAUCAAAAACAUAAGAAUCAUCAGUAGUUUUUUCCCUCUCUUUGACUAACCUGUAGGAUACAUUUUGUUGUUCAUUGAAUAAUGAGGUAUGUAGAAUUGAUAUGUUAACAAGCAAGCAUAACUUAUUUAUAGUUUUAUGUAAUCAUCAGAGUAGCUGCAUCAGCAAUGGCAGAAACUAUGUGUUCAAUGAAUACAUUAAGUAUUUUACAGUGCCCCACUCUGUGAUGACUACAUGCAACUGUUAACUGAUGAAGCCAGACAGUACAGUAACACUAUAUUGUGCUUCUCCCUAUCACAUACACAAGGUUUUUCUCUAACACUCUUUUGUUAAAUAUGAAUAAUUCUAAGAUAAUAAUCAUCAGCAGCCAUUUUUCCUUUUUUUACCAUCUUUAACCAGUCAAGCUAGCUGCUACAUAGUUUAGCUGCUGGCACUGACUCCAUAUUUACAGUUUAGAUAAGUCAUUAGAAGUUACUCGCUUCAAACUCAAACUGAGAUCUCAUUCCUUAUUAAGUCUGAGAGGCGCCUGUGUUAGAGAUGCUCUUUAAUACAAAACCCAAUUCCAAUGAAGUUGGGAAGAUGUGUAAAUCAUAAAUAAAAAUGGAAUACAAUGAUUUGCAAAUCCUUUUCAACCCAUAUUCAAUUGAAUAUACUACAAAGAUGACAUUUCUGAUGUUCAAACUCAUAAACUUUAUUGCAAAUAAUAAUUAACUUUAGAAUUUGAUGGCAUCAACAUGUGACAAAAAAAAGUUGGGAAAGGUGGCAAAAAAUCUUGAGAAAUUUGAGGAAUGCUCAUCAAACACCUAUUAGGAACAUCCCACAAGUGAGCAAGCCAAUUGGGAACAGGUGGGUGCCAUAAUUGGGAAUAAAAGCAGCUUCCCCAAAACUUCUCAGUCAUUCACAAGCAAGGAUGGGGUGAGGUUCACCACUUUGUGAACAACUGCGUGAGCAAAUAGUCAAACAGUUUAAGAAAAACGUUUCUCAAAGUACAAUUGCAAGGAAUUUAGGGAUUUCAACAUCUACAGUCCAUAAUAUCAUCAAAAGGUUCAGAGAAUCUGGAGAAAUCACUGCAUGUAAGUGGCACGGCCAGAAACCAACAUCAAAUGCCUGUGACCUUCGAUCCCUCACGUGGCACUGUAUCAAAAACCAACAUCAGUGUGUAAAGAUAUCACCACAUGGGCUCAGGAACACUUCAGAAAACCACUGUCAGUGAAAACAGUCCGUCGCUACAUCUGUAAGUGCAGGUUAAAACUCUACUAUGCAAAGCAAAAGCCAUUCAUCAACAACAUCCAGAAACUUCUCUGGGCCCGAGCUCAUCUAAGUUGGACUGAUGCAAAGUGGAAAAGUGUUCUGUGGUCUGAGGAGUCCACAUUUCAAAUUGUUUUUGGAAAUAGUGGACGUUGUGUCCUCCGGGCCAAAGAGGAAAAGAACCAUCUGGACUGUUAUUGACACAAAGUUUAAAAGCCAGCAUCAGUGAAGGUAUGGUGGUGCAUUAGUGCCCAAGGUUUGGGUAACUUACACAUCUGUGAAGGCAACAUUAAUGCUGAAAGGUACGUACAGGUUUUGGAGCAACAUAUGCUGACAUCCAAGCAUCUUCUUUUUCAUGGAUGCCCCUGCUUAUUUCAGCAAGACAAUGCCAAGCCACAUUCUGCAUGUGUUACAACACCUUGGCUUCGUAGUAAAAGAGUGCGGGUACUCGACUGGCCUGCCUGUAGUCCAGAACUGUCUCCCAUUGAAAAAGUGUGGUGCAUUAUGAAGCGUAAAAUACAACAACGGAGACCCCGGACUGUUGAACAACUAAAGCUGUACAUCAAGCAAGAAUGGGAAAGAAUUCCACCUUCAAAGCUUCAACAAUUAGUCUCCUCAGUUCCCAAACGUUUAUUGAGUGUUGUUAAAAGGAAAGGUGACGUAACACAGUGGUAAACAAGCCCCUGUCCCAACUACUUUGGCACGUGUUGCAGCCAUGAAAUUCUGAAUUUAUUAUUUGCAAAAAAAAAAAAGUUUAUGAGUUUGAACAUUAAAUAUCUUGUCUUUGUAGUGUAUUCAAUUGAAUAUAGGUUGAAAAUGAUUAGCAAAUCAUUGUAUUUUGUUUUUAUAUACGUUUAUCACAAUUUCCCAACUUCAAUGGAAUUGGGUUUUGUAAUUAGGUUACAUUUGUUAAACUGAUGGGAAUGAUAGUAAAAUUUUUUGUAUUAAUCAACACUUGGUGAUGAGCGGGGUCCAGGGUAAGACCUGCGCUAGGAUCUUCAGGUAGGCACCUUCCUUCAGUGGUGUUUUUGCUGGUAGGCCCACAACACGUCUGUAGGGCUCAACGGCACCACUUGUUGUCCCAGCCAUGCCCCCCUAUGCUCUUACCUCCCUUGGUGUUCACAUCGCAGCCCAUUUGGUGUCCUUUCUCUUUAACCAUAGCCGGCUGCUGCUUUGCUUAGCAGUUUCUGAUAGAGAUCCAAUGUUUUGUUGGAAGGCCUGUCCUCACAAUCCCAUUCCAGUUUCUGAACAUAAACAGUUUGGUUGUGGACAUGGCAAUAAAACCCCUCCAACCAGCCUCAACAGGAAUCACCUGGGUAUGUCAGCCAUGCAAUUCUUGCUUUCAUGUUUGAUCUUCAAGUGUUUCCACUUUACUAACUGCAGCUUCCCAAGGUACAGUUAGUUCCACCAUAAAGACUGACUUCUGCAAGGUAGACCACAAGACUAGGUCUGGUCUGAGAUUAAUUGUGAUGAUCUCAGGCAGAAAGAUGAGUUUGCUAGUCCAGUUGAACCUGCAUUUUCCAGUUUUUUACAAAAAGGGUGGGGUUGGAGACCUCUCCUUGAUGUUUGAGGAGGUAGAGCAUUGUUGGCAGUUCUACUUCCUUCCAGGGUGAUAGCCAGUUGUUGGAAGACCUGGUUGUGUCUGCAGGUGUAGUGGCCAUGGGACAAAUUGGUUUCACAGUCAUUGAGGAUGAGCCUGAAUGUUGCAGGGGUUUGGCAGAGAGCACAUGAUGGAAGAACAUUGUAGGUGGCUCUGAUGAUGAAGCUAAGUCAGCUUCCCCCCCAUCUUCCAAAGAACCUUCCAGGUUAGCUAACGAUACACUAGGUUUUCCCAGUUAGUCCAUCUGCCCUGUUUGGACUGUCAGACUCUCUUUGCAUGUGUCUCACAGCUUUCGCAACCAACAGUUUUCCUCUGGGUUGAUGUCUCCAUUUCUGAUAGCAGACUUUGCUUGCUGUACAGUCUCAGACAGUAUCCAUUUCCCUCCAAGUUGCCACUUACACCGUAUUGUUGCUAAGUUGCUAAGGCACUGUGAAAGACCAAGCCACUUCUUGAUGUAUGAACUGACUGUCCUCUUCGGCUUCUUAACUUUGGUCAUGGCGAUAUCGUAGACUGUAAAGCCGCAUUCAGACCAAACGCGACCAGGUCGCGUCGCGUUGGUCGGUCAGGUCGCGUCGCGUGGUGCCCUGGUGUGUCAACACCGGGUCCAAAGCUGCAGUCGCAGGUCGCGGCUGGUCGCAGGUGACGUCAUCCAUGUCACUAGCUCAGUUUUCAGUUCAUCAGUGCUGCCGCAUAUCUGUACAUCCGCAGUAGACGCCGCCGGCGUUUAUGGGUGCAUGAAACCAUCCGGAGGAGGACGGAGCUGGGUGAAUUUCACCGCUUGCUCCAGGAACUCCGCCUGGACGACGGCCGCUUCCAGCGUUACUUCCGUGUGUCGACGGCGCAGUUCGAGGACCUCCUCGCCCCGGUGGGAAGCAGCAUCUCCCGCCUGGACACGAAAUACAGGCGCUCCGAAACUGAGAUGCUUCUUCUUUGGCGUUGCGGUCCCGGUACAGCCCGCAACCCACGUCGUAUAGCACCGGGUGGUAGCUAACGGAUGUGAUUAACUGCUCCUCCAUUGUGAUUCUUCUUCUCCUCUUCCUUGUUUCGCCGGUUUGUUGACGUCAGCAGAGCCCUGAUUGGCUGUCGCGGCACGGAGUCGCUCCCAAAGUUCAAAUAUUUGAACUUUGGGAGCGACGCGACUUGGCGUCCUGCGACCUCGGCGACGCGACCUCGGGGACGCGCCUUGGCGACCGGUCGCGCCCGGUCGCGCAUGGUCGCGUCGCAGGAAGCCGGCGGUCGCCAAGUCGCGUCAGGUCGCGGCUGGCCAUAGACUUUGCAUUGGGAGCCGUCGCCAAGUCGCGUCAGGUCGCGUUUGGUCUGAACGCGGCUUUAGAGGCCAAAUCAGCUGAUCACUCUGGUCUGAGUCUUUCAGGCUUAUGUUAUCCCAGGGCCUGUAAGCCUCAACAGGGCUGAAACAAGUACGUUUUUUAAACCUAUUGGAGCAGACAGAUUUCUGCUCAAUAUCCCAGUCAUUACAUAUUGUGUUCAUGUGAAGCAGCGCUGUCAGCUGAAGGAACUUUUGAAUAAAAGGCUUCAACUAACUCUAUGAUUCCAAUCAAACAGGUUACUUUUAAAGCAACAGUAUUUUAAAGACAACGGUACUUAAGGAUAAUUUGCUUUUAAUCCAAACUUUAUGAGAUUUGAGGACAGUAUAUUAAAGCCUCUGUGCAGUACUCCCAAACCUUUAAGCCUAGGACCCCCAAAAUAAAAGUGCCUGUGACCCUCACUGUACCUUAAGAUGGGGAAAUUGGUGCAAGCAUUAAAACUGGUAGUAAUUCAAAAAAGGCUGGAAGCAGAAGCACAAUGUAAGCAAUAAUUUUUUGAUAAGUGAUAAUUACUGAUAAAAUAGACUAAGUUAUUUAUUUGUUUAUUUAGACAUUCAUUUUUUAAUUUUUCCUUUCUUUUCGGAAGGAACCCCACAACCCCCGCUUUUGGAAAACGCUGCUCUGGCAAUAAUUUGUGUCUAUUUGCUCUUUUUUUUUUUUUUUUACAAUUUUGAGCACUUCCAGUGCUUAUUUUAAGUUUUACAGAGUGUGUCUCGAAUUGUACGAAAGCUAUACGACAAAAAAGUACAGCUCAACUAUGCUCCUAUGUCUAAGUCCAUAUCCAUCCAUCAUCAAAGAGCAAAAUAAGACAAUGAAAACUCAUUAAAAGUCAUUUUAAAAGACUUCAUAUUUUAAGGUGCAAAUCUAUUGAUGGUACCAGAGACUUUCGGUCCCAGGAACUUUCCUGUAAGGAACGAAAUGGUUCCUUUGGUUCUCUGGGUUUCCACAACAGCCUAAAUUCAAAGGAAAAUAAUGCAAGUCAUACCCAAGUCUUAUAGAGAGCUAGUCCAGGACAGUUAUUUGAUAGAUGAUGACACUUGGACAACUCUAUUGAAGUCCCAUGCUGAACUUUUGUGUUUUCAAAUAAGCUGUCACAAAUUAAAUUGGCAGAACGUCAGUGGUACAUGCAGAAUCUGUGCAUGUAUGUCUGAAUCUUGCAGUUUGUAAGUGCAAAGUCGUAAUUAUGGGGCGCAUUUACACUCCAAAGUGUGUAAGAGAUAUGUGUGUGUGUGUGUGUGUUUGUGCAAAGCUGGCAGUGUUUCAUAUGUAAAUUAAGAACCUGUUAUUUAAUGUAAAUAAGAUUGUCUUCAGGCCCCCAAAGUUCCUGAAGAUCCAUUUACCUCAGAAGUUAAUUUUGAAUCUGAUUUCAGCUGUUGAAAAUGUACACAGUUUAUCAAAAGGUUCCUAAUUACUGGAGAAAGUUCCUGCUGCUGAAAAACAGUUUUACUGUAAGCAAGCUGUCAUUGACUCUUGUUUUCUUUACAGCAGUUCAGCAUAAACAAUGAGCUUCAAGAGGUGCAGUCAAUGAACCUGGGGACCAUCCAGUUAGUGAUUUGAUAAGACCUUAAGACCUGAUCAGAAGGCUAAUCCAUGGUUUUGGCUGAAAGAGUUUGUUGAGUCGUCUUUUGCAGAGGGAAAAGACUGAGUUCAUCUUUGCUAAUGUAUGAAAAACACUGGAAACCUGCAGUGACCAUCUGUUUUCAUGUCAAUAUUUACUCUGAACAGAAGAAAUAAGGAUUAAAAUUAAUAGGAAUCAUGGUGCAAUAUUGUCAAAAAGUAGUUUGGUUUGUAUCAUACGAUAAAGGGCACAUCAAUUUGAGCCAGAGACUUUUUGAUACGUUGUAAAUUCAUCACUCUGGCUUGAUGAAUUUUUCUUUCAAUUUUAUUUUUACAUUAGUGCUUUAUUUGGAGAAAAAUAUAUUUGUACCAUGUUUCUUUUACAGUAUAUCUGUGUGUAUCUUUGACAUCAAAUAAUGUUGUGCCUCCUAUGUUGUAUAUUGCCUUCUUUGCUGAGCUCUUGUAUACUCCAAAUUACUAUUAUGAUACCAUAAUUGUACUCUGAAAAUACUCUGUGCUGUUCCUCUGAUCUGUAGUCAAUGACAUUUACGGGGAACUCCUGAUAAAACUCCCUACUGCUCUCUAGCAGCUGUGAUUAAAGACAAUAAUGAGAACACAAAGAAGUCAGCUGUCAUAGGUAACCUUUAACUGACACACAUGCUGCUCAUGUCCCGGAGCUUAGUUUGCAUACUGACUGUUACAAACACUCCAUGGAAAGAAUCAAAGGAACACCAAGCCAAAACAUAAGACAGCAGUGAAGUAAGUCUGACUUUAUGGCAAUAAAGAGAAGACACUGGGGGAACCAGAACUGAUCUUUUUUGAAUAAAUAGUUUGAAGCUAUGGUAAAUGUAGUAGGUACUUGUGAAUGUUUAAGGUGGCCUCCUUACACCUCCUAAGUCCCUGACUUAUUCCAGGUCUUGAUCCAGCAUGGUUGUUCCCUCCCACAGGCUUUUCUACAAACACUCUCAGUAAAACGUUAAGCUGAUUUUUCCUCCCGCUAAUGUAAGUGAUGCCUUUUACAUCCCUGAACAAAGACAACACAUGGACAAAGCACCUGCUGGUGAUUUGUACAAAGGAAGAGAGUUUAAGGCAUACUUGAAAAAUGAGACAAACCUGUCUUUUUGUGCUUUCUGUCGGUCUACCUAUUCUGUAUUUGCAUUUCAGUUUGUUUACAGGAGCAUGAGGCAGACUGUGCCUACUUUAUAUAUCUGUAAUUAUAGCCAAUGAUGAGCAAUUUGCAAUAAGCAAAGUUAUUAUCAGAAACAAAAAUGAUCAAAACAAUCAAACUAGAAUGUCACAAUCAAUAGCUGGUAAUGGAAAUACAAAUAAAAAGGCUGCAAAAGAAAAGAUUUUUUUUAUGCACAUACGAUACUAGCUUACUGGCUGACAUUUAUCCUCUAUAGUGUGUGGGCAUCCAUCUUUUGUAUUUUUUCAUACAUUUUUUAAGCAUAUGAUGUUUUGAACUUUUUAAAAAAUAUUUGGGCACUUUUACUUUUAUUGAUGCCAAAGAUGUUCAGUAAAGGGCAAAAGACGAGAGACAAGCUGAGGAGUUCUGCAAGGGGGGGAGGGGGCAUCAGUGGUAUAAUCAGGAUGUUUAAGGGGUAUGGGCCAAGACAAACUAAAGGGUGUCUGCUGUGCUAGGUCAUGACAGAUUUUGAAAGUGUUUUCCUUGAGAUAAAACCUUGUAUAACAAACAAACCACUGGUUAAGAAAAACAGUAGGUUACUUUAUAACCUUUUAUCUCCUGAUAGGGCACACUAAGGGUACUAAGUUUGAGUUUUAUACUCAACAAGACUAACCAGAGGGGGCCUGCUUUACAUUUUAUUCUCUACAGGAGCAACCAACGAAACUUUAUUUACAUGCUAUAUACUAAAGGAGGGCAACCUCUAGGGGUUUUUUUUUUUUCAAGUAAUUUCUACUACAAGGGCAUUAGAAGGGGGGAUCACCCUCCUUGUCCCCCUCUGAGUACACCACUGGUGUUCACCUUUACUGCUUGGCCAACUAUGACUCCAAUGUUUGGAUUUUUUUAUUCUUAAAUUAGAUUUUUAGGGCCCUAUUAGUUUGUCCUUGAUAAGUAUUCAAGAUAUGUUAAAAAAAAUGUAUUUUCCGAUGAACCUAAUCUUUUAAGUCAGGUGUCUGCAGGAGGACAAAAUAUGAGAAAAGUCAAGACUGGAGAGUCACAGGGAAAGGGUUCAGAGAGUGACAGUGGUGGACUCGGCUAUGUCUCCAGCAUGUUGGUGGGAGUAAGAGGAUGUGAGCAAAACUGACAAAGGCUUAAGGUGAUUACGUUCUGCCAUUUUAAGGUGGGAUAUUCACGCCCCUGUAAUGACUGGUCUGCAAUGCGUAAUGUACUGAGAGGUAAUGGCAGUGGCAGAGCCUGACUUUUUCAACUGUGGUAGCCAGACAUGGUGAACAGCAAGCCCCAAACAGGGGAGGACUACCUCCAUUAAUGACAUGAUUAACUUCUGACAUAAAGUAAUCCAAAAAUGUUGUAUUCUUGUGAAUCACUGUUAACUUUAAAAGGUAACUCAGCAGAGUGGACACAUUGAAGUCUGCUGAGCUUGACUCUUUACCAAAAGAAGACAUCUGUACAAAGUCACUAUUUUAGAGCAUCAGCUAAAGAAAAUGUUCAGCCCUUAACCAGACUCUAGCUAAUUUUCUGCACUUCUGCUGCACUGGUUGUCUACACUCAACAUGCAUUCAACAUGCAAGGAUUAUUUUUUAAAGUAAUCAUUGUAAAAGGUAUGUUUGCAUUUAUUGUGCAUGAUUGAAAAGGGACAAUCUGUUCACAGCUGAAUUGUUGGUAUUUUGGAUUUCAGGCACUUGAGUAAUUUUUAAAAAGACAUUGAGAUGUUUACUAUUAUUUCUACCUGCCCUUUUGAGUGGUCACCCAGCUUUUUAAAAAACUUAGCUGUGAUUGGUCAAAACUAAUUAUCAAGGUGUACUAAUUCGCUAAAGACCUGUUGAAAAUUACACUAGGAUUACACAAACACAGCAAUAAAUAACUUCCCCCAUUUUUUUUCUUUGAAUUUACGUAACUCUGAAAAGGUCUAUUCAUAGAUCACUUCCUCUUAAUUGUCAUUAAAACACAGCUUUGUGACACAGACCACUGAGCUUUAGUCAGAGAAUCAGGAGGCAGAAAGAGCGAGCUUGUUGAUGGCAGAGCUCAGUCCAUGAGCGGUGAUUAACACAACAGCACAGGACGGGUCUGCUGCGGCUCUCAGCAUGGUUGAGUGCUGUCCAUUAGGUCAAAGGAUUAGCGGGGGUUAAUGGAGUCGGAGAAAACAGGAUAUGCUGCUCCACAGAAACUUUUACAGCUUAUAACCUCGCAUGGGCCGGAGUUUUACACCAGUAUUAUGUUUUAAAAAGUGUUCCUGGGUCAACAAAGUUCUCAUUUGUCUAAUGUUAGCAUCUAGACACUGUGCUGUUACCUCUGUUCUUAGUGCCAAAUCUUCGCAAAAGCUUUGUAAAUGAAAAUACGGCACAUUUAUUUGUCUUAAUAUAUUUGUCUUAAAUGCUUAAUCCUACUCUGUAAGAAAAGUCUGUAAACUGUGAAAAUUAGCCCUACUUUUGGUGUAGAGGCCUUUAAAAGCAUUUAUGCACAUAUUUUUUCCAAAUGUUACAGUUUGAAAGCAUCUAUUGAAACCUUAUAAGUUGUUUGGAUGGGAUUAACAGCAGUAAAGUUUUCAUGCAACUAUUUGCAAAAAUUAAGUCCCCUCUUUAAAAAAAAACUAUGAAAGAAAAUGUGAGUUAAUGUGUUAUUUCAUCAACAUACAAGCCCUUACUCUGUUUCCAAUGCAAUUUUAGUUCAUUAAUGAUAAUUAAGUGUUGAAACAUAGUGCUGCAUACUUAAUACUCUUCCAGAUCAGUUUAGCAUUAAACAUUUUUGAAACUUUUUGAAGAGUUUAUUUUCACUCAAUGUUGACUUAUUAUUCUUGUAUGGAUCAAUAAUUUAAUUAAACAAAGUAUCUCAUUAGCCUAUACUGUCAGUUACACAGAUACUGCAGGACAUGGGGUAAAGAUCUCUGUGUCUAAACUUCUUCCCAUUAAUCCGAGUAGGUUUUGGCUUUUUGGGCUCUCUGAGAAGUUAAUUGAUGUCUGAUUGCUUGGCCUCAAGAGCACAAUCCCAGGUUAGCCCUAGUUACUGGCUCUGAUUAACCCCAUCCCCUGCUCUCAGCCGCGGGUUUAGGUGAACAAAGCAGGUGUGGGAGCGGCUAAAUGUCAUGCACAGAGCAGACUGACGACGGAUAACCCUCCAUACGUCAGUGCAGGGAAGACCUAAAAUCCUAAUCUCAAGCUGACACGACAGGAGCUCCCCAGAUCUCCCUGCAGAACUGCGGCUGUGUGACGCAGCCUAACUAGCUUAUGAGUCAUGUGAAGGGCUGGGGACAAGAUACGAGCAGGUUUAGCCGUGCAUGUGCAAGCUGUAGGAUGUAGUUUUUAAGCUUACCAUGGCAGUGAAGACAGGUUUUUGUGUGUGUGUCAGACUGCUUCCACUUUGUGUGUUUCAAAUAUUUCCCAUUAACAGAAGCUGGAGCAGUGAAGGAUGCAGGAGAGAGGCCCUGACAUGUUGAUUAAUGGCUUAAUCAGGAGCAGUGUGUCACUGUCUACAUGGCUAUCUCCUGCACCGCCACAACAAUAGCUUUAGCACCUGAGGGAUACAGGCUGUCAGACAAACCCAGGUACAUCGAUCUUGCAGCCCCCCCCUCUGGAUCAAGACACUAAAACUGAUGCCAUGUCAAAACUACACGCCACUUUUCACACUAAUGACAUCAUACAUUCAGAGCUCAUGUGUCACAGUACAUAUGCUGCAGAGGCAUUGACUCGGUACCUUUAUCUGCAUUAUGAAUGCAGCUUACUGUGUGAAUUUGCUUAAGGCCUUGUUUACUCACAGCUUCCAAAUUUGAGGGGACAAGCAUGGGCGUCCAUCGGGAAAUCCUCCAGCUGCAUGGGGCAUUCUGCUGAUAUAGUCAGUCUGAAAAAGAGAGGUCAUGCAUAAAAGUCAAAAUAAUAGAAAUUAACUUUGGCUGUGCUGCACUUUUAGUGCAAGAAAUGCAGCUCUGAGUACUUCCCAGCAAGGCAAAUACACGCUCCUAUACCUGAAAAUAGAUGGUAAAAACAGGGACUAAGCAAUAUUAUUUAUUAUAUUAUGACAUCUUCAAAAAAAACAAAUACAUAAAUAAAAAUAAAAAAACAGCAGAAUAAAACAUUUGCAGGCAAUUAGUGUUAGCACUCCGACACAGGUAAGGUCCUAGAUCAGAUAUUUUUACUGAACACUCAAAAUAACAACAAAUAACAUAGGCUGCAACAACAAUAACAAUGCAACAACAAAAUAAAAUUAGUGAAUAUCUACAAAGUUUAACCCCUUUGUUAUUUUAUUUUUACAUCUGUAUGAUAUGUUGUCUUAAAAGAUUUGCUCCUGUUCCUUUCAAAUGGUUAUAUUUGAUCAGGGCCACUGAUCCAAAGGUUUGCACAUUAAAGAAUUAUCUUGAAAAUUAUUUUUUUUGCCUUUGGACAAAAGUCAGCAAAGGCCUGAUGAUCACAUUGUCCUGGAGAUUAUCCUCUGGAUCAUCAUGUGGUUUGAAGUGUGUUUUGAGUGAAUUUAGAAAACAUUUAAACACAGCGAUAGCCAAUCAAGAGACAAGCAAACAAGAGAAGGAAGCACAACAAAUGUAACCAUGGCAACAUAAGUAAAUAUAAACUUAACAGAAUCAGCCCAUUGAUACAUGCUAACAACAUGAGAGUUAACACAAAGCUUUCAGCAAAACACACCAUCACCGCAAUUGAAAAGACAAAGGGAUGUUUAGUCCUCAGAGGUUGUGUUCAUUUUCCCCUUCUGUAAAAAAAAACUUCAAACACUGUGGCUAGUUGUCAGCUUUAAACUCUGAAUGUAAAAUUGAUUGGUUUGAAGCUGACUUGGUCCCUAAACUCUAGUGUUUUCAGUUAAAUAAGGAGUUGGUUUGUCAAUACUCUGAUAAGUCUUUCGGCUCUUUGUUAAAGGAUGACGAUCAAGUCUGUAUCUGUUUUGUAUGUGUUUCCUCAAACUUCCACACAGUAACUCAUGUAUGGGAAUAUGAUGUAAAAUGGCAACUGAUUUAUAUAUAUUUUUUGCUUUGACAUCAUUUAUGGGCUCUUUCUAACAAAGUUUACCAUUAAUUAUAAUUUGUAGGAAUUUGAUUUUGAAAACUCUUUUAAUUUCUACCUCAUCUAUCACAAGUUUUCUGCUUAAGUUGGUUGACCCGCUUUUCAAAUAUUUUAAAUAAAGUUAUGCUAGAGUUGAGAGUUAAUUUAUUUCAAUGAGACCAACCCUUCAAUUUCUGUAACUUAAUGCCCACAAGUCUUCCCCACAGCAAAGUAAAUCUGUGUCAUUUGCAAAUACAUUUGUUGUUAAUGUAUUGGAGACCUAGCCUGGCUGAGCCAUCCAGUUGCGUGAAUCACUAGCCGUUCCUUCCCACAACAACUUCCCACUUUUAGGGCUCCCAAUUGGCCGGAGUCCAGACUGUUGUGGGAAGGAACGGCAAGUGAUUCACACAACUGGAUGGCCAAGCCAGGCUGUUGGAGACCUAACUUGUGAUUUUACCCUCUCAUGCAAAGAUUAUCAAAUCAUUAGGUGAUGUUUUUGUUUGAAUUCAGUAACUUUUUUUACCAACACAUUUAAUUUGGAGGGAGUUGUGAAUCUGUCUUUUCAGUCUGAGACUAUUAAAUAUUGCUGUUUAAUAAAACUAUUCACUUGAUAGAUAUAUCACAAUUUUAAAUUCAACAUCAAAAACUGAGGUUGAAUCUUACUAUGGAUGCAAUGGCAAAAUGUAUUCUUUAGUGCACGACAUCUGCUGAGGAGGUCAGAUGUAUUUUCAGUCACAGAAAAAAAAUGUACAUGUAUACUCCAAUCAAGAUCUAAAUGAAAGAAGUCCUAACAGCUCAUUUCUAUCUAUCUGGUUGUGGAUUUACCACCUUGUAGUUGAGACAUGGUGCUGUCACUUUAACAGCUAAAAAUGGCAUCUGCAUAAAAUGGUUAAUAAACGUAAAUGACAAAAUAGGAUGUAUUGCGCAACUAAAACAUGUAGAAAUGUGACAGAAACAUAAAGUACACCUAAAAGUAUGCAAAAUGUGAGAUAUCAAAUAAAACCUGUUUCAUUAAGAGAAAAUAAAGACGCCUCAUGGUGAUGCACAGGUAAAUCAGCAAAGCAAUAUUAGACAUCAUCAUGAUCAUCACGAUCUUAAUGAUCAUCAUAAUGGUCACCAUUUACAGGAAUUAACAUGUCCCCUCAUUGUAAAUGAUUUGCUUCAUUUGUCUUGUGUUUAAUUUUCUAUGCAGCCAUUAACCAAUAAGGACCCUGCUCCAUCUUCAUUAGAGUGGCUCAGAUUGGUACCAGCAGUCAGAAAUGUCAUUUUCCUCACAGCACAGAGCAAUAGGACACUGAACCACCAGAGGGACCCAUGAUAGAGCUCAUCCAGUCAGAAUGAUGCAACUGUGUGUGCAAAAUCUGAGCUGAAGAAUCAUUUUGGAAAACAGCAGAGGAUUAUUUUGUGGAGUUAGGGUGCCACCUGUCUGUGGAAAGGAAAUAAAGCCUAAAAACAAAAGGCUUUAUUAAAUUCAAAACACCAGACAAGAGAGUUUAUUUGGAAGGUACUAUCAGCCAGACAGUCUUAUCUAAUGCUGCUCUCUAGUGGACGGAUUUAUAAGAGUCAGACCAGCUGCCAUCCACACAGAUCCAACUAGAAAGAUUAAGAUUCAGUGACACUGACAGGGAGACUUUUAGAGCAUGUGCUCUUUUAUGUUGGACCCCACAACUGAAUACAAGAUGAUAAUUUUACACCUUUUACACUUUGACAACUGUUCAGAUGGUAGAAUACUUUGUCCAUACCUGCAUCUAUUUAGCUUUAGUUCAGAGUUACCUUUCGCUUGAGACUUAACAUACAGUCAUUUUAUUGAACAGUAGAGUUUGGGCCACUUUAGUUUCCUUUCAAGUGUUCACUCUGGUCUAACUUUGCAUGGAACAGCAAAGUUACAUUUUGGCGCCCCCCUGUGGGCAAAACUAUAAAUCUUUUCACUCUGCUGACCUUUUCUUGUUAACGAGUAAGUACUUUUUAAACAUAAAUCUCUUAUCCUGCUCCUUUUAUGGACAUAUAUGUUGUUAACUGUGAAUAUAAUCUGUUAAAUGAAGGUCUGUUACCAAAUCAACCUUAUAAAGCAAUACCUGCAGGGUGGGGACAGAGCCACAUUUCAAUCUGGUAAAGGACUUAAAUUUAGAGGAACUCUGUAUGAUAAGACAUUGGAUCAACAUUUUGUCUAUUUGAGAUGUAUGGAGUCCAAAAUAACAUUGAAGAUCUCUACAUUCUAGAGAGAUUUAAAAAGAGAUAAACUCACCGGUAUUCUGCCAUUGUUACUUUGUCAUUGUAUGGUUCAUCCACGCCCCUUAACAUUGUUCACAUUUGUGGUGAUGGACCAAAAAAACGUUUUGAGCACAGGGUAAGUGAAGGCCACUCUAAAGGAAUAACUCUCAAAAUAGGUAAAAAUCAGAGAAAUCAGAGAGGUGAGGGUCAGAUUAAAAGCUCAUCUGUCUUUUUCACUCUCUGCUCCUUACUGCAUGAACAGCCUGCUCUGAACUACUCCAAUACUACCACUCUGUAUGUUUCACAGAUAGUUACUAUUAGUUUCUUGGGAAAAAAAUCAUCUAAAAUAUUACAACUGUAAUCCAAUAAGGUCAACUGGUCAUAUGAAGAGGAGUUCCUCUUAAGAUGGUUGUAACUAUCAACUCUAAAUUAGGCAUAAGGUUAGACCUGGCAGGUGCACUCAGACCCAGAUUAGGAGAUUAGAGGAGGAACAGUGAGGGGAAACAAAACAAACAAUGACAUGAGAGUCAGCUGAACUGUUAACUGUGAAUUUCUGCUUUGAAACUAGAGUACUAGAAUCUGGGGUCGCUGAUAUUUUGGCAAAAGGUAAAAGUGUAUUUGGGUGAACAAAGGAGGUAGGGUGUCAAUACUGCUCCUCCACAUGUGGCUCCCUGCUGCCCAAAUCCAAAAAUGUCACCAGCAAAUGGGGUAUUUUGCAUAAGCAGAGUCCCUCAUAAGGCCUUAUACCAUGUUAUGCUAAUACAAUGCAUUAAUAAAACUAGGUUUUAAAUUGAACUGUGAGGAGGGAUUGCUGUAUAUUAAAGGUCAUCUGCUGUGUCAUCAGUUCUAGUGAAAAUAUUCCCCACAUCAACUCACAUCGGCCUGCAGAUGUGAACAGUGAGGCAGAGAAGAAAAAUACUGAUGAGUGUGUGAUUUUACUGCAGGUGAUGUAUUACAGAGCUCAUUGUUAUUCUGAAUUAUAAUCAGCCUUCGCUUAGCGGCCUGUUCAGAAAGACUAUGCUGUGUCCUGUAUCACUCUCUGGCGAACUAUUAUGCGGAGCUGAACAAAGGAGUUGGGACUGCUGUGAGUGUGUUUGUGUUGCAUUCAAAAUGUCAAACAGAGAUGUUACUGAACCUUAUUUUAAAGCUCCUGAGAGGGACUUUCAGGUGUUGUUGAGUUUGAUGUGCCCUUAGGACAAAGAGGUCUUUGCUGAUUUGGUCCUGUGAAUGUAGCCAUGGCCUCCUAAAACUGUUGGGGAUUUAGUGCCUUGCCCAAGCAAACAUUGACAGUACCCCUGAAAUAAACUCUUAUGCUCCCAGCCCAAUUUUCAAACACGGUCCCUACCAAGACUUGAACUUGCAUUGCUGCAGUUCCCAACUCAAGUUCCUGCAGACUGAGCUACAGCUGCUGCCCCUUCAAAUGUGGUGGUUUAGUUUUUUCCAGGUUCUUUCUUUUGCCCACUUUAUUUCACUGAAUUUGGUUGAAUUUAUCAAGUUUGUGUUUCAAGCUAAGGCAGUGUUUUACUUUUUCAAAGGGAUAAACAAAGAGGCCAUUACAGUUGGAGAUGAACAAUAAAAAUUGUCCUGACAUAACAUAUUGGAAUCAUGCACACAGCUGUACAGUUUCAGUUAAAGCUCCUUUGGAAGAACUCUAGAUUGUUGACUUUGGCGCUUCCAGUGGCACUAAAGGGGUACAUCUCAUCUCUUUGCUGUUCUUGUCCUGGUCUUGUGGAAGUAAUUUAUUUAAAACAUCUAACAUGUCACUCUCAAUAGAUAGUUGGCAUCAAAUAUUCUUUAAUGUACCAUUGAUCACCUUGUCUGACACCUGCCCCUGGCAGCAUUUGCAAUCCUUUUAAAUAAUUUUAUAGAAACAAUCUAUCUCCUGACAAAAAAAUCUUCUUUGCUUUUAUAGGGUUGUGAAGAAACAUAAUUAAUAAUUUCAGUCUUUUCAUAACCAGAUUAAAGGUCCUUACACACUGGGGCCGACACAAAUAUAGAACGUGAAAUCACGAAACUUUUGGAGGUGAAUUUUGUCACACCUGACUAUACACAUCAAGCCUGAUGCGAUUUUGCGACUUUCCCGAGGGGAAAAGACACGUCCCGGGGAAGACUUUUCUAGGAAAACGGGGAAGCUGGAAACGUCAUCACACGCUCAAGCCAAACAGUCAGCACUUCUAGCCAAUCAGAGGCUAAGGAGGGCAGGACCUUCCCUUAACAACCUACAGUGUCCCCAGUGGAAACAAGAGGACAAAAAUGGAGUCUACUUCAACUUCAAGUGAUGGCAAAUUGGUACUUCUUUUGCUUUCUCAAAAGAAAAAGAAACGUAGCACAUGGUUGCAUCCAAUAUUACAAAAAAGAAGAGAACUUGGUGAGUUUCACUGCGUGGUUCAGGAGCUGAAACUGUACCAUGGUCACUGAUUGUUUUCGUUUCUGAUUAAAUGCUAGUGUUGAGAUGGCUUUCUGUCAUGAUAGCAAAUACUGAGUCGGGGCCAGUACCAGAUAAGCUCAUGAAACUAUGGUAACAACCGUUAGCUUACGUUAGCACAGAUGAAAGUUAAAACAAAUACGUUUAGCAAACUGUUAAAGCACACAAACCAUCGUCAUAUGAGAUAUCCGACACUAUGACUCUCCACAAGUUGUCCUUCAGGUCGUUAUCUUUAUAAUGUUUGUGCCUUUUGUCAAAAAGCACACAAAAACGAUCAGCCGGCUGGAUAUGUUGGAUAUGUUGAGUAUACCAGUGAAUCAGACGUCACAACAACAUGCCAUCUGAUUGGUCAGAAGUCACACAGAAUGCGAAACUUUAGAAAAAUCGACCAUGAUCCAAAAAAAUAAAUGCUGCAAUAUCGCAGGAUGGGAAAAUGUCGCUGAUGUGAACGCUUGUAUUGACAGGAUAUGGGUUCGAAAAAAAAAAAUCAAGUCCGAAAUAAUCGCACAACAAAAACGGUCCUGGUGUGAAAGGACCUUAAAACAGCUAACAGGAGUUUAAAGAAAAUACUUACAAUAAAAAAAUACAACAUAGAAGCACUGCAUAUUAAAUAUAGAGUAUAUGGCCUGUUUGUUUUUUUUUAAUGUUUGUUCAGGAAUAUGCAUGAUAACGCAUUAUCAUGCGAACCAUUAUUAGUUCCUGGAGACAAAUCUGCCUCUGCUGUCUCUGUUGUUGUUGUGGUUUGAACACAUACAUGAGUGUUUUUGCUCCGGAUCAAUUAUUCAAAUACAGAUACAUACAAUAUGAUGUGAAGUUUAUCUUGGUUAGUCCAGCUUUGGAUCUGUUUUCGGACUGCUACUCACUGCCGGGUUUUACUGUAAAGUGCAGCUCUGAGGGUCUUUAAUCAGUGAAGUCUAAUUUAUGGGCUGCUGCCUCCUUAAUAAAUCAUUAUGAGCAGUAAGGACAAAGGAGAGUAGCAGAGAGAUGAACAGCUGAAACAAAAGAGACAAACUGCUGCCGUCAUUGUUUUUUGUUCCUGCACAGGUACAUUUUAUGUUUUAGACUGAGAGGAAAUUUGAGAGCUGUGAGGACACACUCCGCUUUCCCUCAGAGACGUGCUGUAUUUUCACGCUACACUAGCCGGGGCGCUGCUCACUUCUCCUUCUGUGAAAAACAAUGAAGGAGAGUGAUGCAUGCAUAAAAUGUUUCUCUAAUAACCUUGUUCCCAGAACACAAGCACAUUGACCGGCCCGAACCUUUUUUCUAAUGGCUUGUAGUGUGCAGAGUAAACGUGCUGCAGAUUUGUUGCAAUUCCAGCAGGAAGGUCUGGAAGGUUUAAUGUCCUGAAAAGAUGAGGACAGUGGUAGGAAAGUGGAUCCAAAUGAGAUGCUGCUUUGUCAGAAAUGUAAUGACGGUAAUGUUCUGCAAUCAGACACAACACUUUACAUACUACACAGUGAUCUUGAAGUUAUUAUCAUGUUGAUUAUGAUGUUUUUGUUUUAAAGAGGACUAAAGAGGAUAAUAAUAAUAAUAAUAAUAAUAAUAAUAAUAAUAAUAAUAAUAAUAAUAAUAAUAAUAAUAAUAGCUUUAACCUUAUAUUAUUAUUAUUAUUAGUAGUAGUAGUAGUAGUAGUAGUAGUAGUAGUAGUAGUAAUCGAUUGUUAAAAAAAUGUCGUUUUACAUUGUGUUUCUGGCAGAAGGCACUUUAAGGCUGUAGUUUAUUUAAAAUUGUUUUAACUUAAGUUUCUUGUGCAGGCAGAAUUUACUGCUACUGUACUUUGAUGGCCAUGUUUACAGUACUUACAUUUCCCUAUUAAAUCUGUUUUAAAUAACUGUUUAUCUCUCAUUUUCAUCUUUUUUCUGAAACUAAUUAAUUUGCUGAACUGCUGAUACACAAAUAACAUUACUGAUUCUGCUGUUGGAUUAAGACUAAUGAUGAUGAAGGUAAGACCACCAGUGUUACUGCUGAAAGAGCGGCUCUGUUUACCAGCAACUUCUGUUGUCAUAGUAACAGGCAGAGAGUCUUCAAUUACCAGGAUCCCUGUCCACAGUAAUUUAGGUAAAAACAGUAACAUUUUGUCAAAUUUAGGGCAUGACAAGACAAAGGUGGAGCGAGAUGUCGCUUCACAAACCUUACAAACAAAUGCAGCUGAUCUGAUUACACAUCUUUAUAUACAUUUCUAAUGAAGUUUAAAGCCAUGAGUAAUUUAAAUCACCAUCUCUGUGACAGAUACAUCUUUGGACAACGGAUUUUCACAGUGAACACUUGUUUAUAAUUAUUUUAUUUUUUAAUUUUGAUUGCAUUUAGAUUGUUUUAUUUUCUGUUUAAUAAAAACCUCUUAUUUUGAAAUAAAGUAUAGGCUACUACUGGCCUAUAGUAGUUACACAAACAAAUGGUAAAACAUCAAUUAUGGGCAAUAAGCUCCUUCAUUUUCAUCUUUAACUUAGAUCAAUGAUCAAUGAUGAAAAAUAGCGUUGGACUAGUUUUCUGAGGACUCCUAGAGCAAGCUGGUUGUUGGCUUUGUGCCAUCUGUGUCUUCCUGGUCUUUACUGCAGUAGGUGGAAUCCAGCAGAAAAAAAAAGUUCUGUUUCCCACUAUUAGAGACUGAUGAUUAAUCGAUCAACAGAUUAUUCGAGUCAGUUAAUGGCAAUUUGACAUAAUCAGCAUCACAGUGGUAUUGGCCCUCACAAGGCUUAUGUUGCCAAUGUCAUUUCUAAAUUUCCAUCGUGUAUAUCAGCAUUCAAAAUCUUAAAUAGUUAGUAGGUAGUGGUUAAUAUACAUUCUGUUAUGACGGAUAUAGUUUUAUUUUAUUGCCUCUGACAUAUAUACCAGUUAUUUUCUACAAUCUAUAGGAUAACCCAAUAUUGUCUUUUUUCAAGAAAUAAUUAAAACUCCAUCUAAUAUCACAAUGGUUUAAUGUACUGUGCAUGAGCCGUCCUGUUCUCUUGUUAUCAGCAUUUGCACAUGUCACUGAAAAACUGACAACCCACUGUGAACCAAUUAGUUACCAAACAUUACAUUAUGCUUAUUUUAGCACAAAAUCAAUAUUAUUUUUAAGGAUGUUAUUGCCAGUUUUAUAACAAACAAGAAUCAGACCCAUCAAAUUCAAGCCCUUCGUCCAUGAUCAGACACUCUUCUUGCAUUCUUUAUACAGGCACCUGAUAUUUUGCUAAUACGUCUAAUCACUCCCAUACUUGCUGAGCUCUAAAAAUGCAGUAUUUUAAACUUGAUUCAGUGGUUUGUACUGUUACAUAUUCAUAAAAUAAUUUCCAAAAUAUGCAACAGUAGAACUUUGGCUGAGUUGUUGAAGCAUGUUUUCCUGCUCUGAGGUGAUGUAUUUAUGGGUGGAGGAGCAGGGUAGGAGGAGGAGAGUAAGCGCGUCAGGUCAAAGCAAACAUUUUAGUUCCCCUGACCUCCAGUUUACAGAAAGAGGACAACAUGAUGACGCAUCGAUGCACCAUGGAGACGAGUAGCAAGAGUGUGUGGGCUGUGGGAGAGCAGCAGGGGUCUUAAAAACCAUCACCAAAGACUCACUGCAGGCUGAUGGAGCUUUUAGUCAUCUCUAAUUGGAUUACACAACAAUUUAAAGAAACCUCAUUGGCUCUGGUGACUCACUGAUUUAUGGCUGUAAGACUUACUGCAGGACGAGUGUUGAUCCUUUUGUACCUUCAGUUUAAAGCAGAGCUAAGGUGAAUGUUCCUUCAGCCAAAAACAGGGUUAAUGUGCCUGUGUGUGUGUGUGUGUGUGUGUGUGUGUGUGUGUGUGUGUGUGUGUGUGUGUGUGUGUGUGUGUGUGUGUGCGUGUGUGUGUGUGUGUGUGUGUGUGUGUGUGCUGUCAGUUUAAAGAAGGCUUAAGGUGAGCGUACCGCAUGGUGUACAGCAGAGUCCCAUCAUCCUGCAGCCGCAGCAGCUUGUUCGGUGUGGUCAUAUUGUGUGCGAUGGAUUUCUUCCCGUUGAGGAAGAAGGUGUCCGGAGUCCAGAUGUUGCUGGCCAGCAGGUUAUUUAGGGCGAGUGUCUCCAUUGGGCCUUUGAAGCAAAGCCGUUCGUCUUUCCAGCUUUGGCGGAAGAAUACAUCAAUGGUAUACUCCUAUAGAGGAAAUGAUAUAGAAAUUAAAUCAAAAUACACGGUAAAUCAUUCUGAACAUGAUCUCUAUCCAUCAGAGUUUAGUACUCGCCUGGAGUUACUCCUGCAAUCAAGGACAGUGUUUAGGUUUUACUCAACAGCUGAUAUGAGGAGGAAAUUACCUUCUCAAAGCUAUUCAUGCAGUUUAAAGAAGAUUCUGGCAUUCACACAUUUUCUAAUCUUAGAUUUGUUUUUUAUAAAUGGAGGAAAUCUACACACACUGAAGAGCAUGCUUAUUCACCCCCAAAAAAGCCAGAUCUUACCAAGUCUAUUCAGGUUAUGUCAGAAGAAUCUCAUUACACUUUAUAUGAUUAACAUUGACCUGAAAGUUUGGAUUCAGAUAGUUUAUCAAGACAUUACAAGCAAAAAAUAAGAAAUUGAUUGAAUGUAUUCAGUAAAACAGGCUGUCAAUGCAGUGCGAGUUAAAUGUGACUGUAUGGGAAGUGUCCUCUUACCAUUUCAGUGUCAGAAACUGGACCAAAGCUUGUGACAAAGAUGUUGGUUUUAAUUUCUGUCACCUUUUCUGAAAUAAUAGAGAAAAUAUAUUGUGAGCCUUGACAGUACAGUCGAUCCAUAUAUAGAAUAGAAUAGAAUAGAAUAUUCCUUUAUUAUGGGGGAAUUUUUUUUUUUUGCCACAGCAGCAUCACAGACAAAGAAAGUGCAAAAAUGCAGUUAUAAAAAUAAAGCUCGUAGUAUUAAGAACUUAAACCAAUGUUGUAAUUAAGAAAAAAUUUAAUGUAUAUACACACUCACAUAUAUAUAUACACUCACCGGCCACUUUAUUAGGUACACCUGUCCAACUGCUCGUUAACACUUAAUUUCUAAUCAGCCAAUCACAUGGCGGCAACUUAGUGCAUUUAGGCAUGUAGACAUGGUCAAGACAAUCUCCUGCAGUUCAAACCGAGCAUCAGUAUGGGGAAGAAAGGUGAUUUGAGUGACUUUGAACGUGGCAUGGUUGUUGGUGCCAGAAGGGCUGGUCUGAGUAUUUCAGAAACUGCUGAUCUACUGGGAUUUUCACGCACAACCAUCUCUAGGGUUUACAGAGAAUGGUCCGAAAAAGAAAAAAUAUCCAGUGAGCGGCAGUUCUGUGGGCGGAAAUGCCUUGUUGAUGCCAGAGGUCAGAGGAGAAUGGCCAGACUGGUUCGAGCUGAUAGAAAGGCAACAGUGACUCAAAUAACCACCCGUUACAACCAAGGUAGGCAGAAGAGCAUCUCUGAACGCACAGUACGUCGAACUUUGAGGCAGAUGGGCUACAGCAGCAGAACACCACACCGGGUGCCACUCCUUUCAGCUAAGAACAGGAAACUGAGGCUACAAUUUGCACAAGCUCAUCGAAAUUGGACAAUAGAAGAUUGGAAAAACGUUGCCUGGUCUGAUGAGUCUCGAUUUCUGCUGCGACAUUCGGAUGGUAGGGUCAGAAUUUGGCGUCAACAACAUGAAAGCAUGGAUCCAUCCUGCCUUGUAUCAACGGUUCAGGCUGGUGGUGGUGGUGUCAUGGUGUGGGGAAUAUUUUCUUGGCACUCUUUGGGCCCCUUGGUACCAAUUGAGCAUCGUUGCAACGCCACAGCCUACCUGAGUAUUGUUGCUGACCAUGUCCAUCCCUUUAUGACCACAAUGAACCCAACUUCUGAUGGCUACUUUCAGCAGGAUAAUGCGCCAUGUCAUAAAGCUGGAAUCAUCUCAGACUGGUUUCUUGAACAUGACAAUGAGUUCACUGUACUCAAAUGGCCUCCACAGUCACCAGAUCUCAAUCCAAUAGAGCAUCUUUGGGAUGUGGUGGAACGGGAGAUUCGCAUCAUGGAUGUGCAGCCGACAAAUCUGCGGCAACUGUGUGAUGCCAUCAUGUCAAUAUGGACCAAGCUCUCUGAGGAAUGCUUCCAGCACCUUGUUGAAUCUAUGCCACGAAGAAUUGAGGCAGUUCUGAAGGCAAAAGGGGGUCCAACCCGUUACUAGCAUGGUGUACCUAAUAAAGUGGCCGGUGAGUGUAUAUAUAAACGGAACCUAAAAUAUAGCAAGACCCUGCUGUCAAGUGUUUCACUCAUGUGGUUAAAGAUGGGAUGGGAGUGGGUCUGAUCUUACAAGAUUGGGUUCAUUUGUAUCUCAUCUUAAUAUUGGGGGCUCUAUUUUCGUGCCUUGCUGGAGACAUGCCGCAGGUGCGGCGUAAGUCAGGUCCGCCGCGCCAACAAGGUGUUCCCAAGCACAAUUUGGUAUUGUAGUGAGCAUUGCAGCCCGGCGUAAGUAUCCCCCCUCCCUAACUCAGCUCCUCCCAGCGGCGUAAGUCGUAGCAUGGUCGUGGUGUGUGUAAUGUUGGACCCACCGGUAAGACAAACACCCUUUUCCACAAAUAAAGACACUCACAUCAAGUUGCAUAUAUUCAAACCUCACGUGACAAAGGUGGGUUGAGCGCACAGAUCACAACAUAAACUCCAAUAAUGGCAUUAAAAUCAGAACCAUCUGUGCGUAAAUGACGCAUCGCGCUCCGUGGCCUGGCUCUUUCUUUCAUAGAUGUUGGCAUAUCAAAUAAAUUUGGCUCACAAAACUGAAUAUUAUAAUAUCCGUAUGUCGGCUUAAAGUAGAUAACUCAUCUGAGCACUGAAACAAAUCAUCUGUUCAGCCGCUGCAGGACGGAGAGAGGACACGGAGACAUGUCCAGGUCGAGCUGCACGAGAAAUAAGAGGAAGAAGGAAAAGGAGGGAGACGAAUUACAUAUGUAGUUAACUUCAUCAUGUGUGUUUAUUUACUAGAUAUUUAAUUUAAUUUAAUGCGGUUUCAGCUGUGUGGAUUCGGUCAGGUUGUGUGUCCAAACCCGUGCUAAACGCGCUCAUCAGAUCAGAUAUAGAUCAGAAUAUAUCCAUAGAUCUAAAUGUAUGUGCUGACUCAGAUUAAUAGUUGAUGAUGAUUAUUUAUUGCACUGAAAUGUGCCUGACACUGUGGAAACCCGCUGGUGAGGCAUCAGUGACGUAUGUCGAUACGCCGCCGGUCUACCAAAAUACCACCAGACCAGCUGCGUUCCGCCUGCGCUGAAAGCUGACCAGGUUUGAAUCGGCGAGCUUUCAGUGCACUUAAUAUGCCACUUGCAAGUUAAAAAAUGUCACUGCGCCUGCUGAUUCUGUCGACACCUCCCCCUGCCACGCCACCAUGCCCAGCUCGGCGGAUCUCGGUUCGCCUCUGUGCGCCUCAGUCCAUAAAAAUACUAAACUGGCUGUACGCCGGGCUCCGCCAGACGAAAAUACAACUGCGCGGGGUCCGCCACCCUCCGCCACCUCACCGGCGUACACGAAAAUAGAGCCCUGGGUCUUUGUAAAUAGAGUAUAGCCUGGACCAGCUGUUUUAUUAAGCAUCUUGAGGUAACACUUGGCGUGAAUUGAUGCUUUGUAAAUGAAGAUUGGUUGAUCGAUUGUACAUAGUUUUGUUCUCUUACAAACAGAAACUGAGAGAAAAUUUUCUUUUUUUACAUCCCAAAGACGCUCAUCAGGAAAAUGAUUAUUUUAACACCUCUAAGAAUUACGGUGGGGGUGGGGGGUGGGGGGGGGUGGGGGGUGGGGGGCUGAACACAACAGAGAGUAAGUGUAAUAAGAACACUAAAUGAUAAAAAAGAAGAUAUGAGCAAAAAAUAAAAAAAAUAAUUUUAUUAAGUUUAUUUAGACCCUAUAGAGCAGACCCCAGGAUUUUACAUCAUGUCCUAAACAGCCCGAAGCUUAAACAGGGUGAAACAUCUGCAAAUCAAAGCGAUACAGCGCAGUGUUUUUACUUCUUUCAGGCCACACAGAGUUCAUCAAGCAUAAUCUUUACUGUUUGUUAAUCUGUAUGAUUUCAUCAGACACUGCAGUGCUAAAGAAGUCUCAAAAAGUAACCUCUUUCCACCUCUGUCUUCUUUCAUUUCCUCUCCCUGAUGAGAAGUUUUGAGUCUGCCUGGCUGCGGCCUGUAUCAGCUGAGAACAAUGGACCCGGCUGUUUAAUGUCAGGAAUAAUGGCUUUCUCAAGGUCACACUGGCUCACUGUGUGCCUCAGGGUGUGUUCACGGUGCCAUUAAAUCACACUUAGAGGGGCCGUAAACAGCUGAUCAUGUCUCUUUGUCAGAGACCUGCUGAACAGAGACACAUUUGUCCUGUCUGGAAUGAGCAGAAGACAGAUGUUGCAGAGCGGAGGAUUGUUUUCAGUGAGGACUGAAGGGCUGUAAUCUGUCACGCUGCGCUGUCGAUACACACAGUUUUUCUUUCAUCUUUAUCCAAAAGCACACGGCUCUCUGUGUUUGUGUUAUCAGAAAAAAUAGAGAUGCAAACAAAGAGCUUUUCAUAGAUCUCAUCUAUGAAAUCUGUGUGUUUUGUUUCAAAUAUAGUAGAGGGGUUGAAAAUGUACCUCCCAGCCCAGGGCGGAGUCUGUUGUCGUAUCCAUCCAGCAGUCCAUCCAGGAUGCGUGUGAAGAUGGUGAUGUUGUCGUUUAAUUCUGCCUCUUUGGGAGUUCCAGUUACCUCCUGGGAGAGGCUGGAAAUAGAACUGCAUUUUAAUCUCUGCUUUCAGAAAAAAUGAGCAAGAAAGACAAAAUAAAAUCUUCAAAUGGUGUCAUGAAAAUAAUUAAAAGUGUUGUUGAAAGGCUAAAUUUUGGUUAUACAAGCAAACUUGACAAUCAGUUGAUGUUUACUAUGGAGGUGUGAGAUCCAGAUUGUGGCUUUGUGUUGUGCUGCAAACUUCCAGGAGUCAGUUCCUCACCUCAGACGGCAGGUGAUGCUCACAAGCAGGACACAGACCCACAGACGGCUCAUUGCAAAGCUGUAACCCAUUCCAUCGCCCAUUCCUGAAAUGACACAUCCUCAGUGUUAAAAAAAAUCAACAAUAACUCACCAGCCUUGUUGACUGGCUGCUGAAAUGAAGGCUGCAGUAAUAGAAUCUAAUUUUAGAACUGUGGUCCUUCUUACAAAGCCUUGCUUAUUCCAGCAGUGUAUAUUUGUCCACCAUGGAAACUAACAGAUUCCCAUAUAAAAACACAUAUACCAGUAUUUUAUAUAUGAAUCCACUCUGAUGCAAUCAGUUUUCAGCAAGUAUGAACACACAGCUUGUCAGAUUUUACUCCCAUCACAUGAAUUUGGAUAUAAAAGAUUCAAUAGCUCAUAAUCAGACUCCAAAAUGUUUUACUCCUGCAUCAAAUCAGCCAAUCCAGACCCACAAUGACCAAUGCAGCAACCUCUACACAUCACUGUACGCCGACAGCUGCAUUCUGACAUUCUCAACACUACUUAACAACAUCUGUAGACCUGCAUAUCUUUGAAAGUAUUUCAAUAAUGCAAAGGUCCUCUUUAACCUGCAAACAUGUGAUCUUUCUUUGCUGAAUUGUCCUCUGAAGUCCACCCUGCAAGAGUCUCUUCUGUAUGAGCAUAAAGGUUUAACGUGAUGAGUUCAUCUUUAAGGCACACAUUUAAUACAAAAGCACACAGUCCAGGUCCAGGUCCACACAGACAAAUAUUGCAGCAACUUCCAUGCAAACUAAUGUGUCUGUGGGUGGGUUCUUCAAAAAGACACCUAAGACCUGCAGAUAUCACAAGUUCCUCUUCCUUUGAGCUUGAGACUUGUAAAUGUGUCCAUUCCUUUUUGGACCCCCCUGUCAGCAGAUGUUUGCAGAUGUCUAAUGAAAUCAAGAUCCCAUCUUUGUCUGUUCUGUGUUAGAGCAUCUUCUAGUGAGAAAUUCUUUUAUAAAUCUUUGAAGGAGCAAAGUGAGGAGUUAAACUUAAAGUUGUACAGACGCGCAAACUAGCAUCGCUGAAGGAAUUCAAGGGUCUCAAUGCUAAAUGCAAAAGAAAAAAGGCCUCAAAUAUGCUUCAAAUGCUAGUUACCACCCUAUAUUGAAGUUUGGAGGACAAAAGUAACAUGAAACAGUCAGUCAGAGGUAGACAUGUUUACAGGCAAUUAGACAGACUGGAAAGAGGGUGUGUCCUCCAGUUUAAAUCAUGUGAAAACAUAAAGAGUAAACUCCAGACGUUCAGAGGUGUUUUGAAACUUAUCCUGUUUGUUGUCUACUUUUCUACUAUCUGCAAAUAAACCAAAAUUAACUAAAUUUUCUGUCCUACAGAGGAAAAUGCAAUGAAAACUGUGCAAGAUGUGCCAGCUAAGAGGGGAAACACCACAAAUGCCAACAUUCCAACAUUUGGAAUAAUGUCACACCUGUCAUCAAACUGUCACAGGAGUGUUUUUCAGCACAUAGUUGCAUACUUUAGUGAAAGGAAAUACAUUAUUUUAAAGAAGCACUGUAAAAUAUGAGGGAUUCAAGAUUAGACUCUUAUAAGAGUAUUUCACCUCAGAUGAGAGGUAAACUACUGUCUGGUUUAAUCAACUUUCACUUCUACAGUCAGCCUCAAAACAGGAGUCACCUGAUCACCUGAUAUGAAAGAGUUUUAUUGUGAUAAAACUUUUGGCCAUAUUGACAGGUCUCAUUAGAUGUCGACAGCAUUAAAAGUAGAUCUCCAGACUUGAAAACUUGUACUCAUCCAAAACUGAACCUGUCAUUAAGCCAACCUUCUCCACUACAAAAUCUUUAAACCUUAAAGCUGUGAAAUGAGAAUUAUUCUAUUCAGAGCACAAAAAAAUUCAUACAGGCAAAUCCAAAGUUGCUAUAACCAUUCCUGAGACCUUUGUACACCUUACUGUACCCACAGUUCCAUUCUAACUUCGCCAUCACUUAAAGUAUUCUGCAAGACCUGCAGAUAAUCUGGAAACAAAUACAAUGUUUUCACUUCUUGGCUCUUUGAACUCGAAAUAUGUGUCUACUGUUUGCUAAAACAUCUCCUAGAGUCAUCACUAAAUCCCCAAAAAAGAGCACAAAUGCAACGUCACUGUCGCAUAUCAACCCACAGAGCUGAAUAAUAUCAUCAGCAUUCAUGCAGAUAUUCACAGACAUGUGAAAAGUGAAAAGUUUCUUUGUAGACAUGUUCCUCCUUUCAUGGGCACUCCCCCCUCAAGCCUCACACUGUGUGAACCUUGUCUGCAAAAUUGUGUCGUUCUUGAUACUAACAUUUGAAACACUUGCAUAUUUAAAAAUGUCUCAAUGACCUAAAAUCAAUCUCUUUUAGAUCCCACACUAGCUAACAUGUGCUUUGUAGCUGAACAAUCUUUCUGAUAGAGCCUUUUAAAGGGAACUUUGAAGGUGGCGUGAAAAUGUAGAGCACAAAAGCUACAUUACAGAAGCAAGAUUUUGAGCCACAAUGCCCACUGCAGCAACAUCAACGCACUUCAAUUUAAGCACAGUCCCAUUCUACCUUUCUCAACAUUAGAGGACAACAUCUGGGCCUGCAGAUGUUUGCAAAUAUUUAAAUUGCUGAAUUUUGAUUUGUGGGCUUGAACAACACAUUUCUAGUCCUGAUUGGAAAAUGAAAGCUCACUCAUUUUCACUUUAAGUGUGACUGUGUUUGGGAUUUAAAUCUCAAUUGCUCCAUCACAGAAACAAAUCAAGGGCCACAGUACCCAAUGCAGCAACAUCCACACACCAAAAAAUGUGUAUUCAGGUUCAUUCUGCUUUUCUCAACACCACAGCUCAACAUCUAGGACCUGCAUGUUUGCAGCUGUCUAAAUAAUCCAAAAAAUCUCUCUCUCAGACCCCCACACUUGUAAAUACGUGUCUUUUCUUUUCUAGAACAUCUACACCCACACAGCUCCCUGCACAAGCCUCUAUUGUAGAGGUGCUAGAGUAAUGUUGCACAAAUGCUACGUCUCAGAAGCAAACUCAGGCUCAUGAUGCCAGAUGCAAGAACCCGUACACACCUUAAAGCACAAUUUCAUUCUGUUUUAUUUAUCACAUGCCAACAUCCCUGACCUGCAGAUAUUAGAGGAGUGCAAAGUUUCUCUUUCUAGCCCUGCAAACAUCCCACUAUCAUCUGCCUACUCCACCCAUCUCGGGAGCUUUGGGUAGAAGAGUUGAGAUGCAAAGUGUGUCAUUAAUUUUUCUCAGGUGUACAAAUGCUUCAGAUUCAAAAUACGCAGAUACAAAUCAAGGGUCUACGUGUCCAAUGCAGCAACCUCCAGCCCAACAUCUGAACAAUGUGCAGAUGUUAGCUGAUGUUUAUUUGUGCCAAACCUCUAACUUGUAUCCAUUCUUUCAUUAUUGCUGAAUCCUCUCCCACACACACAGCCCACUGCAAGAGCCUCUUUUGUAGAAGUUGAUGAGCUGUGACAGAAAACAAGCUGAUCUGUGCUGGAUAUGGAGUCAGGGCUAAAGGUGUGAAAUGCCUCUACCUGUGUAACUCAGCUACACCAAUUUCCAAGACUUGUAAUCCGGCAAUCCUUCCUGCACCGCAGCAAGACCCAUCAGUAAACCCCUAUAGGAUUUCGGCUGUGACUGUACGCACCCUGCACCGCAUCCCCCUCAUUCACGACUCACUUAUGCACCCACAUCCCUGCACAGUCGAGCCGCUUGGUUCCCCAUAAAGACUGAACACCCCGUUUUCUCCUCCAACAUCCUCACAGCCGCGGUUUUCCGGAGUCUACAGCCUCUAGGAUGUGCAGUUCGUCCAGCACUAGAAUCCGCACACCUCGGUUAUACAGUACAGUAGAAUGUUCGCCACACAAUGCCCACACAUCACACUACAUCUCCCACUGUACUCUGGCCUAUUAUAACAGCGCUGCUGCUGCUGCACAGGCUGAGCCGCAGCUGCCAGAGCUUACCACAGAAGACGAUGCGCAGUCAAACUUCUCCGCAGAUUCCUUACGCGCAGAUUGCACUUGUUUACUAUUUGGCAUCAAUUCUGCAGAGCGUCACCUCCAUCUGCGCGCGGUCAUUGCAUAUCAGAGGGAGAAAAAAGAAGGGGAGGUGAACAAAUUUCUCAGUCAGCGCGGUUUAUUUGGCCCCGGAGCGAUUAGAAGGUUGGCACCGGGAGGAGAAAAGCGUCCCAGCACUUGUGCUGACCGACCAUCCUUUACAGUGUGGUCUCCGAGGAACGGGAGCACACAGCCAGCUCUGCACAAAAUCCACCAAACACUGUAUCCAGAGGCGAGGGACGAUGCGAAUAGAGUUUAGUGCGAAGUGGAGAAGAGAAGAGACGAAGCGUGUAGUGCGGAGAGGAGAGGAGAGCGGGAGGGGAGGAUGUGUGGAGGAGAGAUGCUGGAGAAAGAGAGAGAGAGAGAGAGAGAGAGAGAGAGAGAGAGAGAGAGAGAGAGAGAGAGAGAGAGAUGAGGAGGCAGAUAGCAGAGGGGGCGACUAAGAGAAAGUAGUAACAAUGAGAGCCAAAAGAGGGACCUCUGCAGCCUUUUUAGAUCUUUAGUAACCACCUACUGAUCUUAAAUCAAUCAAAUGUAGGGCACAACCUACCUCUGUAUUAAUUUUGGGGAUUUUUUCAACACACUUGGGCUUCAUAGGAUCAAUAUUCAUUGCUGCAGUGUUCCCGUAAUAGUCCUUUGGGGUCCUACUGCUGGUUUGAACAGAGUUUUAGUGUUAUUCAGUGUUAUCAUGCAGUGAUAAUGUGUGAACUUAAGUGCCAAACUGCUGUGGUAUGCUUUAAAGCUCCUGUGAGUGUAUUUUCUUAUGUUUAUGAAACAGACUGAAAUUCAUACUGAGGCCUUUUUAUAACAUGUAAACAAACUAACAUUUGACCACCAAAAGUAAGCAGAAAGAGAUUGUUCUGCCUGAUGACACUACUUGAGCAUGGGAAAGACAGGAAAAGCAAACACUACUUUGUCCACAGGGGGCGCCACAGUUGAUGCAUAUUUAAAGUUCCAUGAAAAAGCUUUAAUAAGUAUUGUUAAAUAUAACUUUAAGAAUUGAUACAUGACUGAAAAAUGACUCCACUGCAAUUAUGAGUCUGCAGCCCAAACUAUGUUUGGGUAAUCAUCAAAAGAUGGGCCAACCAAAGUAAAAAAGAAGGAAAUGUAAAAAUAUUCCCAGAGAGGAUGUUCGGAGGUAACUAAUUUCCUCGUCAGUAAAACAGAAAUUUAGACCAAUUCAGACCAAUCACCUGGUCUAGAGGAAAGAAAACACGAAAAACAGUCAAACAUGAGCACAGUUUAUUUAACGCUGCUAAAUAUGGGAUCACUGAGUCAGCCUGUACACAACAUUACAUAGGCUUGACAUUGUUCAGAGUGGCUAUCAUCAGCAGAGCUAGCACCACCAAUCAACAGACCCCAUGUUAACAGAUCCAAUGUUAACAGACCCCGUAGGUUAGUGUCCACUUGUCUAUGCUGGUUGAUGUUGCUCUGAUUUACAUAUGUCUAACCGAAUACAACUUUAUCUCCCUAUUCUAGGUCAAAAUAUGGGCAAAUUACACCACAUUAUGGUAUACCAUCCUCUUACCUGUAGUAGAGCAUUCAGACAUUAUGGCACCUACAAUACGUAGGAAACUGGUAAAAUCAGACACAGCAUAAAAAUAAGGAUCUAGGGUGGAGGCGGGUUGCAAAUGGUUUGCAGAGGCAGCAGGAAGAGAAGGCAUCUUUAAUUGGAAUAGAAGGUAAUCGGCUGAACUGAGCUGAUAUAGACAGGAGCUAAGAUCAGCUGGUAUACUAUGAGCUGAGCUGGACUUUAUGGCCUACUUGAAAAAUUCCAAUCCUCAAUUUUUGUGAGGCUGAUACACAGAAAGUCUCAUCUCUUGUGUAGAUGCAUGCUGCUGCAGUCUGUUGUGGGUCUGACUGAAGUAGGGCAACAACCUUGAAAAAAAACAACAGAGUCCUGAUUUCUGUGUUGAAUAGUCCAGGAUGCAGCAAGAGACAGUGUGUCAGACACGUCUGCCAGCAGAACAAAUUAAACUCUGAGCUGUGUUUCAUCGCUCUGCAUUUAUCUCCACCAGGAUCAGGGUCAACUACAACUCAUCCAGUCAUACAGAGGGGGUUUCUUUCACACUUAUCCACUAGAUCAAGUACAUGAUCUCUUUGUGAAGCUGCAGCAACGUAGUGAGUGUGGACCUUGUGGGGGAAGCCUUGUCUGUUGAAGGGGGGUUCAAAACUGGGAAAAUUAAAGUGAGCACUGUAUUUACACUCUUUUCCAUCUUUUUCUUGCAGGAAUGCUGUUGACGGGAACAAGAAGCUGUUCGCCAUCUAUGAUACGAGGUAAGAAUCACUCUCUGAUCAGUACUAUAAAGCAGUUGUAUUACUCCUUAAAUGUUGCAGAGGACCUCAACAGUUUGAUGUGUUAGGAAGAGUCCAGCUCAAGUACAUUUGGAUCCCUGCAGUGAUAUUGAACUCCUUCCAGUAUAGUCAAUAAAGCAAAAAAAAAAAAAAACACUCUGAGAAAAGAAAAUGCACCAUAUAGGGAUAUUUCAGUAUAUUUGAAGUAUGGGUAGCAUAUCGUUUGUAAGUGUAUCAGCCAGAAUGAAUGCUAAUCAGCUCAGCCCAUUUAUAAAGAAACUGCUAGAAGAGCCUGCACGCAUGCAAGGCCACAGUGUUCUGCAGACAGGACCAUGUCCACCACAUAAUUCAUACACGUUUGGAAGACUACAAUCCAGGCACUCUUCUAGGAUUGAGUGUUGGCUCAACUGAGGGACUUCACAGUGUUUUUUUUUUUUUUUCUUUUUUUUUUUGCAAUCAGAAAGCCUAUUUUAUUUUUGCACUGAUUGCAGACACAACACACAAAUGCCUUCUUUUGCCUAUGAUGAAACAUUCAGCAAAUCCGAUCAAUGAUAUAUGAGUCACUGAUUUACCAUGAAUUUAGACUUGGCCCUGUUGAUGGAGAACAGUAGCGUAGCUUGUGAACUGGUGCUAACAGCUGUUUCUCUGUUUUAGGACCAAAACUGUAUAUAAUAUUACUAAUGAGAAUAAAUUGCCUCUCUUGUUAAGAAGAGUUCCUCUUCCAACCUGCAUUAACUAAUUUUUCCACAAGAAAGGCUUUUAAAAGAGCCCACUGAUGGUGUUAGCUCUACAGUUUUACACCCAACUAAACAACCUCCUUAAGAACCCCCCCAUGCAGGCUGAUUUCCAUCAGCACCAGCAGGGUAACCUUUGAACUAUAAUUUGCAUCUCUGUCCGUAACACACAGUUGAGCAACACACAUAAUCUGUGUAUGUAUGUGUUCAAAAGAAACUUAAUGAUUUAGGCUUCUUCUCCUGCAGACUAUUUCUCAACAGCUCUGUUUUAUAAAUUGCUUACAGAUCACACAUACUUAUAGAUAUCCCAGUUUCUUGGAAAAUAAGACAGUUGGCUUUGAUUUUGUUUAGCUCAGUGAAACACUUGCUUUUCAUAAACUUGACUCCUGUGUUGAUUCUUCUAUUAGGACUAGCCAGCUAGUAGGGCUGGGCGAUAUGGCCUCAAAUCAAUAUCACAAUAUAUUGAGCAGUUCACCUUGAUAACGAUAAAUAAACGAUAACUACUCCACAAGCUGCUCACCCCCUCCCACAUUAACUUCAUCUACUUCAGGCGCCGCUCCGGACGCUACAACUUUUGAACCGUCCUCCAUCUCCUCACCUGUCUUUCCCUCUUUUUCAUGGACUGGAUAGGGUGGAGUCAUGUCUCUGAUGUCUGACAGCGUCUUAUAGGGACAUGAGACCAUAGCCUACCUACACAUAUCCAAAACUAACUUUCAUUUUAUACAUAUAUAUAUAUAUAUAUAUAUACAUAUACAUGGGCCAAAUGACAUUGGUUAUUGUCGUAAAUUUCAGUAGCUGUAAAUUUUCAGUUUAUCGCCCAGCCCCAUUAGCUAGACAAUUUCUUAGAAAGCAUGCAGCUUCUUUGACGAUUCAUCAGUAAUAUCAACCAUCAUUAUUUGUGAUGCCUUGCCUGAGUAGGGAAUGAGCAAAAGGGUUUAAUUUGGGCUAAAAAUAAAAAUAAAACAAUAAUUUUCUUUAAAUGAUCCAAAAUGAUGAGGGGCUGCACUUUCUGGUGUUAACUUCAAUGAACUCAGAAGCAGUUUGGCAGCUUGAGUUGCUCACUGCAUAAAACUUAACUACUUGUAAGCUUCAGCAAAAUAUAAUUAAACUACCAGAUUAAUAACCUUAAGUCUACUCCCCUCCAAUGCACACAAGAGCCUGUUAAUCAUCAUCACCUCAUUGAACUCCUGCUCUAUCUGACAUGAUCAAUCCAGCACAGUCCAUUAAAUAUGCUCCACAGUCCGUCACGUGGACUUUAUGACCAGAACAGGCUCGGGCACUCUGUCAUAACUCAAAACUCAGGGUUAUCUUCAGUUUGGACUCUGAGACAGAUGGGGUGACCACACACUUUUAAUUAGGAGCCUCCGAGAAAAGGACCUGUGGAUUUUAAAGUGCAACCACGGAUAUUUGAGAAACACUCACCGAAGGAUCGAGGUCUGGAGCAGCCCGUGUGAGGCUCCCCGGCUCCGCUGCUUCAUCACGGGCAGCGAUGAACACGUCUGACAUCCCGGUUAAUGGUCCACCGCCCCUUGAAGCGUGUUGGCACAGCCGGAGGUAACGAUGGAAACAACGUGGAGGGAGAGGAGGAGGAAGACGUGGUUUUACCUAGUCUGGCGACGCUCGGAUGGGGUUUCUUCUUCGAGUCGUAACACCCACCCAGACUUCACAUCGGGGAUGUGGGGACCCCGGACGUCAGGGGUCUUGGAGUUUGUGUGUCUGCCGUUAGUGGUGGUUGUGGUGUGUUGUGCACAGAGGUGAGAGUCUGAGAGAUUAGACUCGGCUGACAGAGCUGGUUUCUAUUUUGAAAAGUUAACGUUGAUCUCUUUUCUCUGUUUCAGCGUCAACGAACCCGGCAACAUGUCUUACGUGAAAGACACUGUGGAUAAGUUAUUGAAAGGAUAUGACAUCCGUCUCCGACCGGACUUUGGAGGUAUGUUUGACCACAAGCUCUUUGACCUUUACGCACGGUGGCCCCAGAUGUCAACUGCACAACUAUUUCAUAGCAACUAAAAAAAAAAAAAAGUUUUAUGAUGUUUUUGCAUUUUAUUACUUUUGUUGUGUUUAAUGUAGUAUCCUUGGGUGUGAGAAAUAUAGGCAAGAUAGAUUGAACAAUUGAAAAAAUGAUAAAAUCUCAAUCUUAUAAAAUGCACAGGUAUUCCAAGACAUAAAAAAUGGUUGAAUUUUUUGCACAGCAUAAAAUUAUUUCUGGGAACAUUUUUACAUUUAAAAAAACCGUUUUCUUUUUGUAAUAAAUCUUUUGCACUUCAUGAUUUUGUUUUCAGACUCACAAAAAUAAUGUACAAUGCUCGAAAAUAAUUGAAUUAAUCAAUGAACACUUCUUACAAGACAAGCUAUUUAAUAAUAAUAUUACAUUUUGUGAACCUUUUUAUUCUAUGAAAUAUCAUAUUAUGAAAUAUUUUUCAGUGUCAUCAUAUGUGUGUGUGUGCCUGAUGAAACCUUUUUGGUAUUAUGUGAAAUUAUUUUUAUGUUAUGUUAUUUGUAUCAUGUAAUGUUUGUGCAGUUGACACCCUAAAGCUCCUCUUCCUGUGCAGGCUACUUUAAUUACUUCUUUCUUUCUUUAUCACUAGUUUAUAAUCCAAUAUUUUGCAUUGACAUUAUAUUCAACUUAAAUGUUUUGCUUGGUCUCAUAUUUCUUUAAUGCACAUGGUUCCUUGAUUUCCUGUUUCCAAACCUGUAAAGCACUUAAAUUAAUCUUGUCUGAAUUGUACCUUGUGAAUAACUUUUUUUUUCUUUUUUUUUUUUUUUUUUGCCUUUUGUCAUAGUUGUCUUUGUAGGCUCAUACAAGGAAUAUGACUCCAGUUUUACAUAAUUCACUCAAAAGAGGGACAAGGAAGCACAGACCCUGACAGAUAAACUAUAAAAUAAAAAUUUAUAUAAACAAUCCUGUUAUACAUAGAUUAUUAAAAAACACUUGAAAAAAGAUACAGGAGUCAAUGUAACAGCGUGCAAGUGCUGUGAUUGAUCAGGUUGUUAUAGAUUAAAGAGGUAAAUGGUUGUAGUAUUAAUAGUAUAUGCAGAAGACAUGAAGCUUAACUUGAAUUUUAUUUUUCUUUUGUGCCUUUUUAGGUCGACCGGUUGCUGUCGGUAUGAGUAUAGAUGUGGCGAGUAUAGACAUGGUGUCAGAGGUCAAUAUGGUAAGUUUGAUUCAAGUUCUUCAUAGUGUAGUGGUGUUAUAAAUUAUUCACCACAUAUCGAGCCUGCUGUCUCAUUUGGAGGACUUUAUUCACCAAAAACUAGUGGACCAUUUUCUUAUAAGAAGCCCUUUAUGGUGGGUAUGCUCUUAACAGAUGUAUGAAGUCAGAAGAGUCUACUCAGGCCACAUUCUUGUUCCCUGCAGUCAUAUAAAAGGAGUAGUAAAAAUAUUAUGCCAAAUCCCAACCCCUUAGACUGGGCAUCAGAAUAGAAUUGUUUUUCUUUUAAAAUCUCAGAGAUGCUUGACUCUAUUGAUUAAAGUUUUUAUGACUUUGUCAACUGUUUUUAAUUAAUGCGUCUUUGAAAAGUGUUGUUAAAUCUGGAAGAUGACAGCAAAAGGGCUUCCAGAUUUUUGUCAUUAAUAAAACAAUCAGUGCCACAGGCUGCACAUGGUCAGCACUGUUGCCUCAAAGCAAGAUUGUUUCCACUAUGAUCCCUUUUGUGGCAGUAGCCCCUCUUUGUGGAGUUUGCAUGCUCUCCCUGUUUGCAUCGGUUCCUGGGUUCCUCAGGACUCCUCUGGACUCUUGUUUUCACCCAGAGUCAACAUUUGCUUUGAAUGGUUUAUUCUUGGGGUCCUUGGGGUCUGGGUUGUCUUGACUAAGAUGAGGAUUAACAUUAUCAUUUACCCAUGCCUUACAGAGCAGCAGUAAUUUUGUAGUGGUUCGGUGGUUAUUUAGAGUUAGUUUGGUGGUGUAAAAACUGUAGAGGUCUGGUUGGACUUUUUUCAUUGUCCUUUUAUAUAGGGGUGACCUGGAAGUGGUGACUGCUUGAUCAAACAUAUAAGAACAAAGGCCUACAGUUGUUCAGUCUGUAAUGCUUGAUAUUUGAGCAUGUUUUGACACAUUCAACAUUUUACAGAAGGAAAAGUUAUUUGACACUCUCAGGAGAAAAGGUCAUCAAGUUCUGCUGCUGUGUUGUCUCUUUACGAACACAGAAACAAACUACAACCUCAGAUGUGCACACGCUAUGUGUGUAUAUAGUGUGUGCACUAUGGUUGGCACACUAUGGGCUCUGCGGUUUUAAAGUCUGUGUGCCAUCUAUCUUUAGUCUGAAGUGCUGACAGAGCUUGGUGCCCAAUCACAUGCUAAAGCCCUGACAUGCUGCCCCAACACGUCUGUGGGAUGAAAUGGAGCUGAGGUGCAUUUUGGAGCAACUGUGCACAGCAGCAGAGGUGAAAUCACAGAGAAGCGAAACAUUUGCAAAAUACCCACCCAUCUUAUAGGGUAGGAUAGAACAGCAUAUAGGACAGGAUAAGAGAGAAUAGGAUAGUCACCUUAUUUCCUAAUAUGAAGACAUGCUAUGAAACUUUGUUUGGCAGAGUCCCUGUACAGCAUCAUUUUAGUAAAAAACAAGUAUUGUUAUCUAUAUAUCUAUGGGUAUAAAUUGUCAACUUAAUAAAAUAUAUAAAUGAGUAGAUGAUACCAUUACAAAUUUAAUUUUCUUUGUCUCUUGCAGAGUAAUACUACUACUGGAGUAAUACUUCUACUUUUUGCAUAUUUUUGUCUCGUUUUUAAAAACAAAUCGUGAUCAUGAGAGGCAUGAUGUUCAUGACCAGCAGUUUGAGAUCUGAAGCUAAUGUUUAUGACAGUUGGUUGAGUGGCGUGUCUGGUGUCCAGUCAGACCAGUGAAGGCUCCAUUUGAAUGUCUGAGAGAGGCUGCGAGCUGUCAGUCAUCUGUGGUGCUGCUCUAAGACAUCUGUCCCCCCGCAAAAGCUGAGAUGCACGAUACCACACUGAGGGAGAAUAAUAUGAGCCAAACAUGGUGGUGUGCAUGGUCAUUUUUCUGUUAUCUUUGAUACCUGAUCAUCACUGAUUGCACUUCUUAAAUGUAAGGAGCUGUAUGUUGUCUUAUGUAAAGGUGUGCACGUUCUGUUGUACUCAAUCAUCAUGCGCACUUCUAUUCUGUGUUUAUUUACCAUUGGUACAAUCUUUUACUAUCAAACAAAGUGUUACCUUUAGCUGGGAGGAAAAUAGGAAAAGGAUAGCUACUGUCUGAGCGAGAUGCUGUCAGACCUUGACAUUUAAUCAAAAUUUUAUGGUUGCUAUAGAGCAAAAGGCAUAAUGUAUCAUUAUUUGUGUUUAAUAUUUUUGUCUCAUCUGAAACUUCCCAGGUAUGGCUUGUGUCUAGAUUUUACCAAACCAUCUGUGCCACAUCAUGAAGAGUUAAGAAUUCAGUAUAAUUAUAUAAUUACAAAUGUGCUAAAGAGACCCUUUAUUAAAUGAAUAAGUGCAACCUUCAAUCAGGUGGAGAAUGGUACUGUAGCCAGUAUAUAAAGAGUACCUCCACACAGGGCUGCCUGAGGGUACCAAGAAAUAGCUACAGGGUACUACUUCCAGAUGAGACAGGUAUUUCCAAAAAGACACUGGUUUAUAAAACAGAGGCUAAGAGUUUUCAUGAAACACCGGAUUUCUUGAAACUGAAGCUAAAAGGACUUACGGCUUUGAACCAAUCCAUCUUUAUAAACAGCUGCUAAGGGUACGUCAAACAGGCAGUAUCUGUAGGAUACUUUAAAGACAUGCUCAAGGGUACCUUGAAACAGAUUCUAAAUUGGCUCUUGAUACAGGCCUUGAAGAUGAACUUUAAAUAGUCUGAGGGGCACGGUAAAACAGAUACUCUUGGUGAACUUGACAGAGAAACCACAGGGUACUUUAAAACAGCUACAACAGAAUCCUUACAUGCAUGUCUUCAUGGGCUCAUGGAACUGAUGCUGUUUGAAGUCUCAAAAAGUUGACUUUUAUUAAAUUCAAAAGGGUAACUCGACACUGAUUUAAAUUGAACUUUGUUAACAGGCUCCAAAAGUUGAACUUAAACACAUUCUGAGGAGUACUCUCAAACAGGAACUUCAUAGAAGAACCAAAGAACCCAUUUAAAACAGUAGCCUGGGGAUUACUUGAUACAUAUCUCAUAGGGCUCAUUGAACAGAUGCUUAAUAUUUUUUUCUUUAAUUCCUAAGGGUUCCUUGACACAGAUUCCAAAUGGCACCUAGCUCCUCUGUAAGAUAUGGCAAAGCACCUGUAUUUAACAUCCCAGAUGAAGGAUCCUUCAGGCUACAUUAUCAGCCUCACUUAAAUGUCUCCUGCUUACUUCAAAAAUGCUAUAGCUGCUGGUUGAUUGCUCUGAAUUGUAUGCAUGUGUAUGUGUGUGCAUGCCAAUGCUGUGUUAUUUGUAGCCACUUUCAACCUUAAAAUAGAAUCAGUGACUACAUUUAGUAAAUCAGUGUCAGCAGUUGUUGCUGGGAAACUGACCGAUUAAAUCUGCAAUGCAGCGCAUGUCUUGUCUCUUUUCAUGGACAUCAACAUGCUCCUGAUAACAGUGGGUUUGCUUUCUUCACAUGCAAUAAAGAAGAGCAGAAAAGUUUUUCCUCUGAAUCAAACACAGUCCAGUUAAACUUUACCUAACAUUGACAUCAUAAGAUGGUGAUAAAUCUCUGUGUGUUUUGUCAUGAGUUUGUUGAAUCAGCCUUAUGAUAAAAUAGCAUCACAAUUCCUACAAAUCUUAACGUUAAGAUGUGUUACAGACUCAGAAAAUAGGGCCCACAGAAAAAAACUGAGCACAGUCUCUGAUGCAGAGACUGGUUACCUGACUCAGGCUAUAAAGCUGUGCUAAACUAGAGGAAAAGAAGAAAAUUUGGCUCAUAAUCAAGUUUAUCUCCCUGACUUUUAGAAAGAGCAGGAUCCUCGGAGGUGUGAUGCACAGCUCUGUUCCACAUACCUCACACUGAAACAGACUUUUCUUUACUUAGUUUGAGUUUUAUCCCAUGGGGAAUAGUCUGAUUGUACUAAAAGUAGUUUUAGAGAAAAACCCAAGGUUGUUUUUAGGAGAAGGGAGCAAAUGACAUUGGAACCAUGUAGAAACACGUCCCUUAGCUGUCCUGCUGAGAAGUUCCAGUUUGCAGAAGAAUAAAAAAGAUUUUCAGAUCUAUCAGACUUCAAGUGAAAGUUUGAUUUUGUCAGUUUUUGACUAAGCAAGAUUAGCAGUGUUUGCAGCUCUAAGUCUUUGUUGCAUGCUUACUGGCUGCUGACAAGCGCAUUCAUUUACAGAUGGUAGAGUGGUGUUAGCAAAUUGUGUUAGUAAUUUUUUCUAAGUGUUUUAAGAAAUAAAAUAAGUGCAAUAUCCGGAAUACCCAGCUGUGGAAAACUUGUCUGCAAAAUGCAAAGCAUCAUUAAUACAUACAGACAUAGAUCUCUGCUCUUCUCUGUGUCUGUAUAACAGAGAAAAUCAUUCUCAUCCUUGGGUUAUCAUAUAAUGGUGAUCUUUCAGGUCACUUUGAACAUAUGCAUUAUAAUGUAACCUUUAGUAUGACCAGCAUUUAAUUACUUCCACUACACAACCACCAGCAACAACAUUAAAUACUCAGACCAAGCAGCCCAGGACCUUUGUAAGUCACACCAGUCUGUAUGUCAUUCCUUUAGGACCCCACUUUCUGUGCCUGCCGAACUCCACUGAAACUGUUUCAGUAUGAGCAUUUUAUGAUUAUGUUUCAAUGCUUUUUCCAUAUUUAAAGCCAGUACAAGAGGAAGAGUCUUUCACUCUGUGUGGUAUAAAUUUCCUUUUAACUUAAUCUUGAUUAACUCAUAGCGGACGGGCCAAUCUGUCCUUCUGUCAUGCGCUGUGGUUUCACUUGCACCCAGUACACCCCGACUGACAGGUCAGGGUGUACUGCUCCUACAGUAGUCACAUUUUUACUGUCUUUCCGGGGCAGAAGUUGAAGUUCUGUUAUGUUUACUCUAAUUUUUGAAAAAAUCAUCAGAGAAAUGUUUUGCCUGCAGCUUUUGUUGAGCAAAUUUGGGCAUGUCCAGGCUUUUAUUUUGAUUGGGGCACCACAACUGAAGCACUGGCGCAGAUAUGGGUGUUCAGGGUGUUUGUACACUCACCGAUCAUCAGUAUUAAACUGCAGAUGUUCCCCUGUAUAAUUCAAGUAUAAUAAUGUAUGAUAAGUAAAUGUGCAUUAGCCAGUCUAAUGAACUGAAAGUAAUUAAUUUAGUCCUAAUGAUAAGACAAAGUAGGGUCAUCUUUGUUAUCAUCCCGACAGGGAAAUGUUCAUCUGGCUGAACACACAGCAAAGCAAAAAUACAUUUAAAUUUAAAAAAUAAAAAAUAAAAUUAUUAUUGAAUUACUGAGUUGAUUAUUACUAAAUUAUUCAAUUACUGCAGUCUGAGUAAUAUGCUUUACUGCAAGAUUUGUGGUAACCAUCACACUCUGCUUUUUAAAGUCUGAAAUAGACUUUAGACUUUGAAUGCAUAAACGAUUGAUGUUUCCGGCUGUAAAUCAGUAUUAAAGUGCUGUGUUGACUGCUCAGUUGUAUUGUAGUCCUGGUACACACCACAGCAGAGAGGUGGAGAGCAUGUUGGUGUUGUUGGAGUUGUGCCUUCAAACAGUUGUAUUAACACGUUGUACUGGCCUGUUAUAGCCUGAGUGGGUGAGCUGUGGAGCUUGUUGUCUAGGAAAUUGAAUUAUUUAUAUAUUUUUGUCUUAACUUGCUCUUCUAUAUUUAUAGCUCGGAAAUGAAGACUACUCUGUGGGAAUUUUUUGCAUGUUGUUAUUUUUAAAACUUAACCACAUGUUCACGUUUUGCCUGUGCACACUAGAAGCAAAAUGUGUUAAUUGCUCGCUCUACAGGAAUCUAUCCUUUAGAUAUGACUCAAUAAAGUUUUUACCCUUAAAAAAAAGCUCCUGUUGAGGCCAAAAGAGAUUUCCCUCCCGGCGAUGUUAAAUCACAGUUAUUCAGUGGCUUCAGUUUGAGUUAGCUUGGAGACAGAUCCAUCAUGUACUAAAACAGCCCUUCAUUUUGACACUUUAACAUGACCCGCCUUCUGCCUGCAGGGAUUGUAACCUUAAAAACCUCAAACUACAGAUGUUCCCUCAGAUUUAUAUCGAAGGGCUCAGUUGAUAAGUCAGCCGUAUAACACAUCAAACAGCCUCAGGACAUAAAUACUCACAGGGUAAGGAGAAGUCAGCUCGAAAUAGUCCUCUUUGAACAACAUGCUGAGUUUUCUCCUGUGCUGGAACAAUGCUGCAUUUACUAUUAUGAAGCAGAGGUAUGUGACUACAGGGAUACAAACCCUCUGAGCAGCAGAAUUUUUCUACUCGUCACUCCAGCAGAGUGCUUAAAAUAAGAGUGGGACACAAAGUGCUCUUAUUGUGUUGAUACAUCUGAUUUACAUGGAGAUAAUUGUGGCUGAAAGACUUCAAAUUUCUGUUUUAAUUAACAUUUCAGAGAGUGGAAGUGCAGGGAGCUUUCACCAAACUGCUCAUAGCAUAUUAGUUAUUAGUGACUGAGUAGUAACAGUCACACACGUUAUGAUAUGAAAUUCAAAUGUAAAUUGUAUUCAUACUGAGAGAGCCUUUCUGUAUUGUGACCUUUAAGAGUUGUCAUGUAUGGAUGACUGCCUGCCUGGUUUAUCCUUGGCUCAGCUGAAGAGCAUAUAUUUAGUUGUAUCCGCAGUAUUUCAAAUAAGAAAGUACAAUUUUGGAAGUGCUUGUUAUAAUAUAUCAGCAGCUAACUGUGUAGUAUUACCAAAGCAGAACAAAACUGUAUCAUCAGCAUAAAGAUGGGCUUUUACACAUUGUCUUCUGUCCCUCUCUUCUGCAUCUCCCUCUAUCCCCCCUCUACACCCUGUGCUGUAGCGGCAGAUGACUGUCUAACAUGUGUCUGGCUCUGCUUGAGGUUUGUGUGGCAAUAUCCUUUACAGCUUUACAAGUCUUUUGAUGAUUUCAUGGACUGCAGAUAAUGAAAUCCUUACAUUCUCUGCUAAUGUUUGUUGAGAAAUAUUGUUCUUAAAACGGUUGGACUAUGUGCUCUCACAGUUGUUGUUUAAGUGGUGAACCUGGCCUUAUCACUGCUUGGAAAUGGCUGAGUCUUUUUAGGUCCUUUUAUACCCAAUCAUGACACUCACCUGUUGGCCAAUAAACCUGUUCACCUGUGGAAGGAUCUGAACAGUUGUCUUUGGAUCACGGUCUUUUGUUGACCCUGUCCUAAGUUUUGGGAACAUGUUGCAGUAAUCAAAUUCAAAAUGAGUGAAUACUUACAAAAACACAAUAAAGUAUAUCAUUUUGAACAUUAAAUAUCUUGUCUUUGUAGUGUAUUCUUAGUAUAGGUAGAAAAGGAUUUGUAAAUCAUUUUAUUCUGUUUUUAUUCACAUUUUCCACAACAUCCCAACUUCACUGGAGUUGGGGUUUGUUCAACCGUUAUUUAACAACAUUUCACAGAUGUAAAAGUAGUAAAAGUUCACAAAAAGGCUUCUCCUUAUUUGCAUUUCUUUUUUUUUUAACUCCUAAUUGACAACUGCUAUAAAUGCCCUUCAGCAGUUUUACAACCGUCACUCCAGUGUGGGAUAAGUGUAACUCUGCACAUCUUCUGCCUUCAACAUCAACACUCCUAAUCCAUCAGUCUGUGCAACUUUGCCUCUGUUUGUAUUGACAGAGCACACAUAUAGGUUGCAGGUGUCAGAUAUUGAAAUCUGAGCUGUGAUUUUCUUAAUGUACAAUAAUGACAGAGAAAAGUGUUACAAUGGAGCUGGAGUUCCCCUUAAUCAAAAUGGCAAGUGUCAUUCUUGAUAUGUUACUGAAAUUAUACCAUGAUGCAUCCAUGUGUAAAGGUUAUGUAUUAUUUUAAUCCAUUUUUCAAAGCUAUAAGAAUGACUGAAAAGAUUUGUAUUCUUUCAUCUUGUCUGAGAUCUGGUGUGCAUCACAGUGAGGGCUCUGGAGAAAAUAACUCAGGAACUCAAUGAUCUGACAGUAAAGUUUUUAUGUCUUUUGAACCCAAAUCCCUCCACUCCUCAAAAAUAGCUCACACAUCACUUUGCUCUCACAAUACUCACAAGUAUCCUGUUUGGAGGUGACAAAGGAAAUGAAAACAUUUAAUGAAAGGCUUUGUGAAACAUUGUGUGGGAGGACACAAAGAGUGAAAUGAGUAAACGCUUGGUUUGUGAAACAUGACUGUUGGAACUCUCCUGGGACACUUGGCUGUCUAACAGAGUGAUAAAAAGCUCUCUUCUUUCACAGGACAAGUGUCUCUAAGAGCUCUUCCUGUAUUCCCAGCAGAUAUCCUGGUGUUAAGUUGACGUAGAUAAUGUUUGACUGCAGCAGAGUAACCAUGUCAGAGUCUGAGAGCGUUCAGUCAACGAGCUGGAGACAACACGACAAACUCUUCCUCCCACUGGGCCUCGUUCAGUCACCAGAGCCCAGAGCAAACCUCCAAAUAUCUGACAACAAACAUCUCCCCUGUUCAAGAUGUGACACACAGAUCAGAGUUAGAGGUAUCCUGAGGUAUAAUCGGAUUUUAAAAGUGUCAUUUUUUGGCUCAACAUAUAAGGAAUAAAGUGCUUCAUAAAGGAAACUCCCUCUCAGUUCACCACUGUAUAGGAAGCCUAAAGGUGUGUUCAGCCCACAGACUGCAUGGAUAACAUGGAUAAAGUCAAGUGACCUCACCCAUGGGUUACUGAAGCAGAGUUAUGAAGCCAAUUAUGGUGGUCGCCACGCUGGAAAUGCUACCUCAACCACAGCAUGAGUCAAAGGGGCUAAUUUUAGUCGUAUUUCUACAGCCCCUCCAUACAGCUACAGUGUUCCCGCCUGUCAGUCACAUCAGCUGCACCAGUAAUUUUUAUCAAACUUUUAAUCAUAAUGUUUUUUAAAAACUAAUAAGUUGUUUAAAAAAUCACAGUCAAGAGUGUGAAACACUUGCACAACUGUGAUACCGAUAAAUAAACUACACUAGAAUUACUACGAGCUUGAAUAACCAGAAUGUGACUAAAACUUAAAGGGAUUCUAGUUUUAAGACUGAGACUGAAGUAGCUGCCAAAGUGGCUGUAAACAUGUUUAUUUCUGCUCUUAUUACUGGAACCUACACCUACCUGUCAGUCAGCUCAGCUUUGUGUGUAACUCCAGUUCUUAAUACCUUCAAAAUGGAUGUAUUGGGAAAAAUAAUCCACCACUUUACAAUGAGUACGAAAGAGGAAAUGAGCUACAGUGCUCAGCAUAAAUGAGUACACCCCUUCAGAGUUUUCAGAAAACCUUUAGUUUCCUUUCAAAGUCAACAUUUUGAUUUUUAAAAGAAGUUUUUUUUUUUCAAUUUAAAAUCAGGAUGCGAAAAUGAGAACACCCCAAUCAAAGUUCUGGGAGCAAAGCUAAAUUUAAGUUACCACAUCACCCUUAUUUUCAUCUUAUGGUAAAUAAAAUGUAAUGUUGAGCUCAGCUUUGUCAAAACUUUGGAAAUUGUACUUUUGCUCAUCUAGAUAUUAAGUAAAAUAUUACUUUUAAAAGGGGAUCUACUGACUUAUGCUGGGCACCAUAUUUUUAGCAAUUUUUCUAUAUUAUGUUUAUCUUUCCUGUAAAAAACACAGCUUUUUUUAAGAUGGCUGCUUAAAAGGGUUCCUUUGGCUUUUAAAGCCAGCAUCAAGCAGAACAAUGUCCAACAGGUGACAAAGAUAGUCACUGAUCCACAGGCAGCUGACAUAAGAGGAGGAGUAAAUCAAGACUCAGCUCCACAAAUAUUCACAUUUAUUUUCUGAAGGAUGCUGUUAGGACCCAAAACUUUGCAGCAUUUUAAAUUUCUUGUAAAAAAGAAUAUUUAGCUGAUUGCAUAUGUGUCCUGUUUGGCUGACGUCAUAGGAAUGUGAUGUGACUUUUGAUGUUGUCAUCAUUAUUUAGUGUCAGACUUAUAGACUUUUUGGAAGGUAAUUUUUUGUUGGUUGUUUUUAAAUAUUUGUAAAUUAACUAAAAUGUUCUAGCAGUGAUCACAAACCAGUGAAGUAGUAAAACACAUCAUUAAAGAUUUUCACACUUGAGCCAUUUGCCUUUUUAUCCGUCCUUCUGUGUGGCUGCCAAAAGGUUCCUAUGGCCUCCAUGGAGAAUACACUGACUCCUGGAGCAGAUCCCUGUUAAACUCUGCAGGCUGCAGACUGAUCUAUUACUGUACUGCUUUCAAAGUGAAAGUCAUGUGUCAUAGCUUUGUUUCUGAGAUACUACAGCAGAUAACCACUGACUUGAUCCAAAAGAUCCAAAACAGACUAAAAUAUUUUUGAUCCAGACAUUUAGUGAGAGGGCUGGUGGAUAUGCUCUAUAAGAGCUGUUGUGUAAAGCUGAUUCACUCAGCCCACACCUGUGCUGGGUAUGAGGGGGCGUAAUGAGGCCAUCUUCUGCUCACUGGGGUGAAAGAGAGCUAGGAGAACGAGCAUCUCUGAAAACAUUCAAAAAGUACUACAGCCAUAGCUUUUGCAGGUAAUUCUUCUAGAAACAUCAUGUUCUAUAUUGAUUACUAUAGAGUUUGCAGCUACUCAGACACCUACAAAAGCAUGUCUAUGGACCUGAGAGAGACUUUGGAGAACAGUUUAAUACCUGGAUCCCUCUAUUGCAGAGCUGUUUUAAUGCAUGCCGCAGGAUUUGCUGAAAUAUGCAAGUCCUGGAUGGCAGCAUAUGUAGUUCUAACACUUGAAUAUUGUUUAGCAUUAAUGGUGCCCUCCCAGACAAGCAAGCUACCCAAAUCCUGGGUACAUCUAUCCCCAUUAGAGAUGCUGGCUUUUGAAAUGUGCGCUGACAACAAGCAGUCUAUCUUCUUUGUAGGCUGGAGGACAUUGUGUCAAAGGGCUCCAAAAAAGAAUGUCAAACUUUGAUUUAUCAGACCACAGGACAGUUUUUCACUUCACUUUUGUCCAUUUCACACGGACUCUAGCCCAGACAAGUCUCAGGGAUUUCUGCAUUGUGCUUAUAUAUUGUUUUCCCUUGCAUGGUACAGACAGUAGUUUUUGUUAGUCAUAUCAUAUCUGCUGCUUAAAGGGAUAUUCUGGUGUAAAAUUAAGUUAGGGUCAAACACACCGUAACACCGAGUUAGCCCCCCCAACCCCAUUGAGAGAUGACUGUUGCCGACUGCUUCAAAAGCCACUCUAUAGCCACAAAUAAUGCUCAGAACAGCACCUAUCUUCAUCAACAGUACAUAUAGGGUCCAAACCACAGCACUAGCCACCAAACAUCUUUUUAGCUUUGCCUGAUUUCUUUAGCAAAGAGACCAAAUACAACUCACCCACUCUCCUCCAGCAGCCACUUGUUUGUGGGGGAGCCCUGACGAGUCAAUCAACAAGUGCAGCAGAGUUUCACAGCUCACAAAUCAUUAUGAUGAUUAUAACUUCAUGGAAAAGAUCCACUGUACUCGGUGAUUGACUCGUCAGGGCUCCUGGUUACAGUGUGUUUGGCCCUAACUUGAUUUUACACCGAAAUAUCCCUUUAAGAGUCCAGAGAUCACAGCCAUCCUGUAUUGGUUUUGGGCUUUGUUCAUUGAGUACAAAGAUUUCUCUCAAUUUUCCUAAAUCCUAAUUUAUUGCAAUUUUAGGAGCCAGUGUAAUUGAAUGUUUCUAAUAUAAAAAUUAAAAGCCUUUGAAGAUGAAGCUGAAGAAUUUAGUUGCUCAUAGUUCUGUUUGCCUUGUAUACCGUAAAAAGACAUCAAAGCUCUAAAAUUUCAUAAAACUUUAAGGGAUUUGGUUGAAAAUUUUACCCUGCAGAUAACAAAAUGAUCAUUAAAUUAAUGGAAAAAAAAUGUGGUGAGCAUAGCUACCUUUUACAAAGGGUUAGUGAAUAAAUACAUCCUCUGAUUGUACACACACUAAAUUAUCCAGAGGAGUUGAUGUUGUAGCAUAUGAGACUGUCAAUCAAAUCACAGUGUAGUAUCAUCCAUCAAAUACAAUCCAAGCCUUUAGUUUUACAGACAUGCAUGUCUCAGCUGCCCUUGCCUCCAAAAUGUGUUGCUUUUAAUGAGAGAAUCAAGAAAAAUGAUUGCAACUCUUUAUUUCAAAAAAUGUGGUCAGCUGUUUUGCAGGUGAGAACUCCAGAAAUUAAUCAGUACAGAGUGUAAAAAAUAAUACUUAUAUUGAUCUGUAUAUAUAAAGGAAGUCUUGGCAUUAUAAAAACUUGACUGUGAACAUGUUUAUGCACCAGAGGAGUGAAAUGCUGGUGUUUUCCAUCAUGGGGCCAAGUUUUUGUUUAUUUCCUGAGAACUCCUUAUUUAUUAAAGAGAGCAUUAGUCAGCAGAACAGAGCAGAGUGAGCUGGCAAAGAGCUCCAUUAAAAACCGGAAAAGCUUUUGUGUUUGAUGGAUCCACUGGUGAGUGGGCUGGGAAUGAAAUACAAAUAAAUUAUUAAAACAGGCUGAUGUCAGUGCAUGAAUGACUGGUAAUACAGAAUAAAAUCAAUCAAUCAAUCCAUGUAUUUAUGUGGGGUAUCUAUUUAUCCAUAUGAUUGUAAAGUUAAUCUACAUAAUGCUCUCUGUGUCUCCACAGGACUACACGUUAACCAUGUACUUCCAGCAGUAUUGGAGAGAUAAGAGGCUGGCGUAUGUGGGGAUUCCUCUGAACCUGACCCUGGAUAACAGAGUAGCAGACCAGCUCUGGGUCCCUGACACCUACUUCCUCAACGACAAGAAGUCUUUUGUUCAUGGGGUUACUGUGAAGAACCGUAUGAUUCGACUACACCCAGACGGUACCGUCCUCUACGGCCUCAGGUGAGCAGGGCAUUUGUUUACCAAUGACUCUGAAACUCGAUAAACUCUGUUUAAUAUGUUACUUCUCCUUCAAUUAAUGCCGAUCUAUUACAGCAGGAACUUUAACUUUAUUUGUGGAGCACUUUUUACACGAAGGUGCAAAGUGAUUUUCAUGCAGGAUUAAAAACAAUCAAUCCAAAUCAGACAAUGAAAACAAGCAAGCAAAUUAAAAAAAGAAAGAACAAUACAAUAAAGAAGAGAUACAAGAUCGAGCCAAGGGAGUUUGCUAUUGUAAAAUACUUCUCAAAAACAGACAUCAGUACCACCAGAUUUCCUUCAGAGGAAAAUUGUGACUGAUUAUGUAAAAAGCACCAAAAAUCUUCCAUUAAUUUAAAGGGAAUGAUAUGAAAAUAACUGAAUCAGAUAUAUAGAAGUCAGUUAUAACCUUAGCAGUAGCAUUACAGUUUUGAUUUCAUGUCACCACUAGGGUUAUUACUAAUUAAAAUGCAGUGAUUGAAUUUCUGAAAAGGAACUUUUGCUUUUAUUCAACUUUGGCGCCUCCUGUGGACAAAGCAGUCUUUACUUUUCUUGUCCUCCAUACGAUUAAGGACAAAUAAAAUCUCCUCCUGCUGACUUAAGAUUGACAAAUUUAUCAUUUAUCAUAAAUAAAUAAAUUUGUAUGUAAAAUUUUAAAACAGGUUUUCUUUUCACCUGCUGGACUCACACCUACCCUGUUUAACUAGUUCCACACAUUCAAAUUUAACAACUUAACAAUCAUCGGUCUUGACGCUGAUGAUCUUAUUUGCUUAUGGAUAUCAUGAAAAGACAUCAUUUUGCAAACAGACAAACAUACAUACAAACAAAGGAAUGAUUAAACAGCACCCAGACAAAGCAAGAUUAGUAAAGUGAUAGAGCAUAUUACUUUGUCCACAAGUGGCACUGAAAUCAUCACAAACAGAAAGUUCCUUACUGCAGCUUUAGGUAUCUUUUUGGUGGACUUUGAACAACUUGUAAGCUGUUUCAGUUGGGUACCACUUUCACUAAGGCUGUUAUCACCUUGUGAUUUGAAGGCACAAUACAUGCCAUGUCCCUCAUAUUUGCGCUUUUUUUAACAUCUCAUAACAACCACUGUGACGGCUGAUGGAGCUCUGAAGUGUUUGAACAGCUUUUACUCUUUCAUUUGUUCUGUGGAAGCUAUUAAGCCACAGAUUCUCUUAAUUCACAUGAGCUCAAAUGACACAACACAUCUCGUGUGUUUAUUUGGGUUUAAUGGAUUCCUUACAAUAAAACUGCAGCUCUGAAAAGACAGCAAGUGCCAUUAGCACUAAUUGUCAAGGAUUCUGACAGGAUAACAAUGACUUCCAUGUGAUGCAAAGAUGCUUUUCAGCAAUAAUUCUCACAAAUUAAAUGAGUUUUAUCUUAUCUCUAUACAUCUCCAAGAAGUUGCUUUUAAUUCUUCCUCUGUCUGACGCCAGCUUUGACAGUCUGUCUCCAUAAAGGAGCCUCACUGUUUAAAACAAGGUCACAGGAAUAAUGUGCUUCCCUCUGUUUAUGUUUUGCUACAGAAUCACGACAACAGCAGCCUGCAUGAUGGAUCUGAGGAGAUACCCACUGGACGAACAGAACUGUACUCUGGAAAUCGAGAGUUGUAAGUUUGAGCCCAACAUCUUGUAAGCUAUAAGGAAAUACAGCAGACAGCCGCACUUUUCAUCCCCAUGAACAGCACCGUUAGUCUCAUAAAAAAGUUCUCACACUCCUCAUCUCCUGGAGACAGAAAGUGCACCGACUGCUGGAUUGCUUUCAAUUUAUUAAGCUGUCGUAUCUCAGUGUGAUUGCCUGCUGCACACCCUCCAGAUAGAACUGCAAAAAUACCUCAACCAGACAGUGAUUUUCAUAUUUUAGCACAGUUACGAUUAGUCCAACUUCAUAAGUCUUCAUGACGUGUUUAGCUUCCUGUGUUUAAAGUAAUAACAGUUAUGGAUCCAAUGCAUAUGGUGUAAGCAUGUCUGCCAGCAAUGACACACCUCCACAUGAAGAUUUACAUCUCCUGUGAUCAGCAGUUUUAGCCAGUGGAGCCUGUGUGAUUCAUAUGGGUGUAAAUCAGAUGACAGAUCUCACCUCAGCAAAUAAAAACACAUCAUUAAUUUUAACCCUUCAACAAGAUGAGAGGGCUGCACUUUUCAGAGCGCAUAAACUCACAAGACUCUCACCUAACGGUCUUCUUUUGUGUCUGUUUGCAGAUGGAUACACGACAGAUGACAUAGAGUUUUAUUGGAAAGGAGGGGACAACGCUGUGACUGGGGUGACACGGAUCGAGCUGCCCCAGUUCUCCAUAGUUGACUAUAAACUGGUGUCCAGGAACGUGGUCUUUUCCACAGGUGAGUUUACUGUAACCCCUUCUGCUUUGGAUAAAAGCUGUUUCUUUCAUAUCACUUUGUUUGCUUUUGUUAAGAUUUAAGACCCCUGACCCAAUGCUUGUUUACAGCUUUAGAGACAAGACCACCAUGUGUUUAGUUCAAGUUCAAUCAUAGAUCUGAAUGCAUUACAAACUGUUUAGCACAGCAUAUAGCUGCUUUGAGUCAUUGUGAAUUCAUGAGAGGCAGAGUUGGCCUCUUUCUGUACACAUGAAGCUCAUUGAAAGUGCAAGCCUAUUCAUAAACAGCCACAUUAAGGCAGAUUGAAUAUUUCUCUGUCAGCUGAGCUGACAAAUCUCAGACUGCUCAGCAGACUAGUCAAAAGUAAUAUGCACUUUGUUAAUAGAAUGACAGCCCACUGAAUAACAUUUCAACAAGGUACUUACAAAAUAAAGAUGGUACAUCUAUGUUAAUAUGCCACUUUCUUUGGUCUGUUUGACCACUCAGAGCACUUAAUAUAACAUGUGGUAUUUACCCUUUCACACCACGUUCACACACCAGUGGCAGAGGCAAGGAGGUAAAGUGCACACAGGUUGUAACUAAUCCAAUUCACAACGCUGAGUGUAGACAGCGGGGGCAGGUUGGGGUCACAUGUUUUGCCCAAGGAUACUUUCCACCAGUGUGCAAAGCAGAUCCUUGAGGUCCAUUUUCACAGGUAGAAAACUCAGCCUGUCAGCCCCAUAGGAAUUGUGUGAGUUUGGUUCAAUCAAAUUAAAUUGACAUUAGCCUAGAAAUUAACAGCUUACAACAGGAUCCAAUUAAAAAAGUUUCCAAACCAUGAAUUACAGCAUAAAACAGCUUUCUUUUCAAACAUCGCCCUGUCCACUGAAAACAAAGGUUGAAAUAGCAAAACAUGCCAUGGUAGGUUAGAAACUUUGCUUUCAUCACUUGUAGUGAGACUGAUUAAAACAGUGUUUUCUGGGCCCGUGACUUUUUCACUAUCAGCGGCUCUACUUUUGUUUUCUUUUUUUUCAGGGAGAGUCAUACACAAACGAUAAGAUCCUAAUUACUGGAUCUGAUUCAUAUCGUGACCUCUCUCGCUGAUACUCCAGAAGUCAGGAUAAUAACACAGAGGCAAUUAGCCCUCUGGUUCAUCGAGCUCCUGAUAAAAGAAUGGGGGUUGUACGUACAGAAAUAUCAUUAAUUCAUGAGGCAGGACUCCAACAGCAUGAAUUAUUCUCUUAUACACAAAAACUCAGAGGCCCAAAACUGAGAUUAUUCCCACAGCUGAGUUAACAGCCAGUAUGAUGGAUGUUGUCUGAAUAUUUCUGAGAAGAAAACACAGAGAGGGUUAUUAGAGCUCAUUACAGUCAGGGUCAAAGCAUGAUGCUAAUAAACAAUAAUGAAUGUCUGCAGAUGCUUUCAGUAUCUCCUCAGUAGGUGCUCUUAAGGACACCAAGCAUCACAGGUGUGUGUUUUAUCACAAGGAGAGCUUAUAGAAUAAACCAUCUAGAGGAAACAAGGUCACUUUAUUUUUACAGAGGCUGUUCAGUGACUGUGAGUCCUCUCCAGGUGUAAAUGAUCAAGAUGCAAACAGUUUAAAAAAGCAGUUCUUAAGUGAAGUACUCUUUAAUGGGACAUCAUAGUGUUUCUUCUUCCUGUAGGUGCCUACCCUCGACUGUCUCUGAGCUUCAAGCUGAAGAGGAACAUCGGAUACUUCAUCCUGCAGACGUACAUGCCCUCCAUCCUCAUCACCAUCCUUUCCUGGGUGUCGUUCUGGAUCAAUUAUGACGCCUCAGCUGCCAGGGUUGCAUUAGGUAUAAUGUUUGUGUGUGCUGUCGAGCGACCUCAGCUCCACAGGAUCACCUUCAGUUGCAUGUCUUUGGUGCCUCAUAGUUUGGGCCUGCAACUUCUUGUGGUACUGCUUUAUCCACAGGGGGCACAAAGUUUCCAAAAGCUAGAAAACACUCCACCUUUUUUAACCAAGUUGAUCUUUGUUACUGUAAACUAUUUGCCUGAACAGAAAUCCUCACUCAGUGUUUUUGUACACUGUGCUCUGACUGAGCUGUGAUUUAAAGAUGGAUGUUGUUCAGUCUGAGGGGUCUGCUGAGGAGCUACUUUUGGAGACAGUUAUUCUCAGUAUUCAGGGGACACCAAACCCCAUCUGAUUUAACCACUUCAAAUCAAGGUGGCCAUUUAUUUGUGUUCAGAUACAGUUUAGAUACAAUUAAGAUACAAUUUUCCAGUGUGCCACGAUGUCUGAAGAAAGGAAACAAAUGAAGAGUAGAGUGGAGUAGACAUGCAUCAAAGGAUUACAGCUGGAAGUCUAACCUGCAUCCAUGAAUCAAGGCAUCUAGCUGCUGUGUUCAAGAGACUGGCAGGUUUUCUCAAAACCAUGAACCAAAGUAAAUCCUAGAACUGCUCCUGCCUCCAGAUGAGAGCCAGUCUUUUGAAAGGAUCAAAGUGAAAGUUACAUCUUACAGCCUUGAUAUUAAGAAAUGUACUUUUAUGUUCAGAGGAUAUGUUAUAUAGUAAAGAAGAAGUGCUUUAGUGGGAAAGAUUUUGUAGCUUUCAUACAUAAAUUUGUGAGGUGUUACCCACCUGUUGGUAUUUGUUUCAUGCCCAGACUUGAAGGUUGAUUGCUGUAUUUGGCUUAUGACAGAGAAAUCCCGUUCACUUGUUUAUUCGGUAUGAAAACAGUUCCUUUCAAAGAAAAGGUUCCUGACCCCUGUGCUUUCAUAAAAGCAUUGACACUACUAUCACCUAGAUGUCCAGGAUCAUUCAUUGUUCUUGAUUGCAAUUAAAGGCCAAGUACAGCUUCUAGUGUUAACCUAAACUCUAAACAGAUGACCUUAUCGGCCUCAGAGAGUGUAGAAGAAGUGGAUGGAGAUCCUAUAACAUUACCUGUAAACUAUAAAAGUGAAAAAAUCCAGAGCUUGACACAGCUGCUUUGUCUGGCUCUCUUAUGUCUAAGGUUUUGACUGAACAAUUUGUGUUCUGGCUUGAGGUUAAACGAGUCGUCUUCUGGGAAGCUGAACACCCACGAGCUGUGAUCUGACAACCGUUCCUCAGCUUGUCCCUGUACUUUUUAUAGCUAUAAUGUAAAACACAGUGGCUGUAAGAUCUGCAGUGCUUUGCUGAUCAUAUUUCUGGGAUUUGUUGAGUAACACUCUCCUAUGAGCUCAGUGCGACUUGAGAUUCCUACUCUCGCCUUUGUUCUGCAGGAAUCGAUGCCGUACACCCACAGAGCUCCUGACACCCCCACACAUACUGUACUGUACAGUGCAUCCUUUUUGGUUUUAUUAUGUAAGCCUGAGUCGACAGAAAUAGACACACAGUCCAGGAUGGUGAGCCAUACAGGCAUAGACACAUUUAUAGUUGAUGUUGCACAUUAUCAGGAGAAUUACUACACUGUUGUUUAUUGUGGAUUUGCUGACUCUGUUUACUCGUUGUACGCUUCAUGAGCCAUAAAGUGGAGCGUUUUCUGCUUAGCCAAGUAGAUUAAACCUGAAAAGAGGAGGAACAGACAAAGGCUUUUACUGGUUCUUACCUGACUUAAGACAUUGUAACGCUCCUCUGUGGAAAUAUUCACACCUGCAUCUGAGCCCUCUGUUAUGACUUAACAUCUUCCCUAUGAGUAAACCUUGAAGCUAGUCAGGUAAUGCAGCACAAAUGGGUUUUUAAUGAAAGCAAAAUGAGAGGAUAUCGUAGAAAGUUAUUUUUGGCUGAGCUCUGAUUUAUUUUUAUAAUCAAGUGUGAAAAAAGUGUGUGCAGUGUGGGAGUAGUGCUGAGAAUGGUCAGCCGCAUAUUUUAAGAAGAAUUUUUAAGGAAGGUCAAUAUCCCUGUUAAAGGAGGUUUUUCCCACUAUGUUCACUUGAAGGAGGCACAUCCUGGUGGGAAAAAGAUAUCAGUGCAUUUCCUCCCAAAUAUGUGUUUUAAAUACUUAAUUUAUCAUUGGAUAAACUGACUGCUCCCUUUAAAAUAAUUCAAAUUGUAUGAUUUUUUUACAGCUUGAGAACUGAUUUAAUCUUUUCAUUUCAGGGAUCACCACUGUGCUGACCAUGACAACCAUCAACACACAUUUAAGAGAAACUCUGCCCAAGAUCCCGUAUGUCAAAGCCAUCGACAUGUACCUGAUGGGCUGCUUCGUUUUCGUCUUCCUGGCUCUGCUAGAGUACGCCUUUGUCAACUACAUCUUCUUUGGACGAGGUCCUCAGAUGCAGAAGAAACUGGCUGAGAAGGCGCAGAAGGCAAAUAACGACAGGGAAAAUUUUGACAAACCCAAGGUGAGAAUCAUCUCAACACAAUUACAAUGAUAACUUUGUAUCAGAGUCAGAGUGGUCAAAAGAGCACUGUGCCAGAUGUGACAACAGCUAGGAUAGAGUCUGAUCAAACACCAGCUUUUUGAAAUCUUCUUUUCCAAUUGUGAAGGACAACCAGAGAAAUGCACUGACACAUCUGCUCAAGAGCCAAUGAAUGGGUUUUUCCACUCUCUGUCAACAGAUUCUCCAAUGAGAAAAGCUGCAGAGAUGACUAUAACAAGCUCCACUGUGUUCUACUGUACAUUUGGUUGCAAAAUGCACAGCUGUAGCACUUAGCUGCAGCCAUAGACUGUUUUGUAAGGGGAGCAUGAUAUAUUCAAUAUCACUCACCAGUGCUCCCAGUAUGGCUGUCACAACAUAACUUUUAAAGAAAAAAAGUAAUAUGGAUACAAUAUUGAUAGUGUUUUGAGUGAUUGUUCAUAGUUACGGUCCUCUACCCUGGUUAGCACACAUCAGAAAACAAAGGAUGAAAGAGGAAGACAUGGUUGCUGCCAGCAAGGUAGCUGUAGCAGGCAUCCGACAAACAAUUAAACCGUAAAGACUGACUUUUCAAGAUUCAUUGUACAUUCAAAACCCACAUUACAGCUUAUACCUCUAAGAGUUACCAGCCAACUCAAAAUAUAUGCUUUCUAUCAGUUUUUGUUUUUUUGACUGUUUUUAUUCAGUUAAGUAACUUACAAUCCACCAGAAGCAGUAUACUUCAAAAUAAAAGCAUAGUUGACAGUGAAAGACAGAAAAAAAUAUGCAAAUAAAAAUGCAACCAGUAUAGUCGCCCCCUGUUGGCCGUCAAAUAGAAUGCACAUCAGAUUUGUUUAAUUAAUCAAGAUUCUAUGUCGCCCUUCUAUAUGCAGUCUAUAUUUGAGACAAUGUCAUGUUAGUUUCUGUGUGUCACAUUCAUAUGAGACAAUUUGAACUUUUGAGCUAAUACCUGACCAAAACUCAGCGUUUAGGGGUUUCUGUCUAUGUUUCUCCCGGCCAGUCUGUCCAGGAAGGAGGAAAUUGCAAGACUUCAUCUCUUAAAAUGUCCAAUCAGGUACAAGGGCGCCGUCACUCACGACGGGUGAGUCUGUCACUGCCGGCCGAGUCACUACUAUGAGACCUCGGCAUAAACUUUGCUGCUGCAGAGCAAAGUUUGACCUCAUCAUCGUCACACAAUAUUUUUCCUUAUGUUUGUCUGUGGCGUUUGUAUUGUUUAGAUGUGCUCAUUUAAACACUCUGUACUGCAAGAGCAAAUGAAACACUCUGAGACGAACAGUUUUUCAUCUUUGUUUUAUCUUCACCAAACUAAUUCUUUCAAAAAUGGACUUGCCGGAUAACUUUCUGUCUUUGCAUUUUUUUUCCAAACAAAAGCCCACAGAACAAGGACUACAGGGACUCUCUCCAGUGAGUUGGUCACACAAACACUGACACUACUUUUACAAAAUCAUGAUUUACAUUUUUAUAUUCUCAGUGUUUGCACUGGGGAUUUUCUUAUUGAGAUGGACACCUUUUUUACUUGGCUUGGCAUUAGAAUAAUCUCUUAAAGGUUGAGAUGGUUGUUGAAGUUACUGAAAAUAUUAAGGACAGUAUCUUGGCAGAGUGAAAGUUCUGAAUUCAGAGAUGAUCCUGAACUCUUAAACCAGAUACAGCCUUCACAUCCCGCUCUUCAAAGUGGCUAGACUCCAUUGACAAAAACAUUUAUUUAGUCUUUCAGAGUGCAGGAGUCGCUGGCUUGAUCAGUUGGAUUAGUUGGUCUUCAAAUAUUUACUUUGGGUACAAAACCAGACCAAAACAAAUGCAAACUAAGUGAAAGGGCAGCAGUGCAUUAGCUACUCUUGCAUUCUGUCAAGUAAAAUGACGGCUUUUGGUUGGUAUGUGCGUUGCUAUAAGAAGUCUUCCAUUGUGUUCAGCAAUGUGCAGCUCCUUGUAUAUGUGUAGCUCUUUCCAGGACCAUUUGUUAUUGCCACCCUGCCAGCUACCUGCACAUUAGUUGAGCUCAGUUGACAGUAGCGUUGGUCAGUGAAUAAAUUCACUGGACAGAGUCUGCCUCCUCGCUGGGUGAAGCCACUCCGAGAACAGCACCCUCUGUUGAUGGGCUGCAGUAUAGGUCAUAAAUCCCGCCUCUGCCAGCAAAGCUUAUGGAGCUGUGGACAAACUUUAGAAAUUUAUUUCAUAGAACAUAAAUUUUCUCCCCCCUGCUUGUGAUGUUGACAUGUAGUUAUUGUAAGACUGGUUUGUGCUCGUCUUCUUUUUUCUGUGAAGCUCCGUUUUUAAAAGUUAUUAGGGGGUUCAUGUUUUCUAUGAUUGACACCUGAUACAGCCUAUGGGCGUUCAGGGAUUACGUAGCUCUCCUGGGGAUACGCUGUUUGAGCCGAGCAUCAUCACAGCGACUCUCAGUGACUGCGCGCAUCGCUACUGCGCAGCACUGGUUUCAGGAAAUGAAGAAAAAUCCCGGAAAUACCGAGAGCUUUUUGGCUUCAAAUCCAUAUACAGGCGCUAGGCGGAACCAAGUUGUCCAUAUUAUAUACAGUCACUGGUUAAGACUCACACCAACGUCAACACUGGCUACUUGUUAGUCUAGUUGCUAAAGUAGUUCUCACUAUAAGUAUCUCCCCUGAACUUGAAGGAGUCUGCAGGAGCAUUUACAGAGGCUUUUGCAUUUAUUUGUUAUUGAGACCUCAAAACAUGUAAAAACUGGGCCACAAUUUAUAGAAUUUAAUUUCCCCUUAACAUAUUACAAACACACACACUUAAAGUCUGCAGAAAAACUGUCCAUUUGUGUUACUAAUUACACUGAAGUUAACUUAGUCUCCAGAAAAGAGAAGUAUGACUUAGUCACUUUCUCUGCAGCUCUGUAAUCAUAAUGUUGUUGUAUUACUGUGUGCAUAUCGUGCCUCAUUUUUGCUGCGUAGGUUUGAGUGACUUUUUUGUUUUGUGUUGGAGCAAAAGCUGUCAUGAGCAUCAAAGCUGCUCAGUUCAACCUUGAGCUGAUUUGUGAGCAAUGAUUCAACUUUGGGACAGGAAACCUGUUUUUGAAGGCCGCUCUCUCUUUCCUUGGCUAUAAUCUGUCAGCCUGUUGGAAGGCGGCGGCCCCGGGGUCUGAUGCGUGCUGUGCAUGUGUCAUCAGUCACUGAAGCACCAUUUUUAACACCACUCCUGUCUGUCCUGCCUAGGUCGACACCCCAGGGAACAUCCUGCUGACAACCUUGGAGAUCCACAACGAGGUAGGAGAGAAUGAGAUCACAACCACCAUCAGCGAGUCUCACAACUCCUCCUCCACCAUGUACGACAACUCCGGGGUCCAGUACAGGAAGUCAAGCAAGGCGAGCGACUCUGGGCGCAGUGUGGACAGGAACACAUUUCCAAGGAAAUCACGGCUGCGGAGACGAUCGUCACAACUCAAAAUCAAAAUCCCAGACCUCACUGACGUGAACACCAUCGACAGAUGGUCACGGAUUAUAUUUCCCUUCUCCUUCUCCCUCUUCAACGUAAUCUACUGGCUUUACUACAUCAAUUAAAGCACAAAUAAUGAUGCCCAUUAAACCCAUUUCUAUCCCCUUCUUGUUUUUGGACUGAAAGAGUGUUUCUUAAUUCUAUAAGGAUCAUCCUUAUAAACUUUUUAUUCAGUAAUUGCGAGUGAAGACUGAUUACAGACGUGUCACUCAGCCUGUGUGCACCUGCAUAUGCACACUUACAAGGAACUAUUCACAAGAAAUGUAUUUUACAAAGACUUAAAUGUAUUUUAAAAGACUGACUGCUGUAAGGACCUGGAUGGAGACACAGACUCUGUUUUAAAUUAUUUUAACUUUAUCCACAUUUUCACUGCUCUCUGUACAAUAACAAUAACUUCAAAACAAGAUUGAUUUCAACUGUACACCUUUACUAUCUGUUAAUAUGCAUUUUAGAGCAUGACCUAUAUAUGCAUUAUGAGACUGAUACACAUACCAACUUCAAGAGUGGAAAAAUUUACAUAUUGCAGUUACAGAAGCUGACUUGGUGGAUCAUAGAGCUGGAAUAAAAGUAGACUUUUUCUAUAUAGAUUGUGCAACAGUUCUGCACCAAUAUGCCUAUGCAAAGAAACUCACAUGGCUGCUUCCUCAAACAAAUAAGGUCAUAUGUUUAUCUUAUGUAGCAUUACUAUAUGUUCUUGACCAAUUGUGUAGUAGCAGACAGCAGACGGUCUACAGACGUGCGGAAGUAGACCAUGCUAAAAGUAAGAGAGGGAAUGUGGCAGAGACGAUUAAAAGCCAAGGUCAGACAUCUGACACUGCCUGGUUACUAUUCUGAGUGAUUGGUCCCUUUCUCACAAUGAUGCCCAACAUCAAGUUCACAUGCUCUGGAUCAGGAGGUGGCAGUAAUGCAGAGACAGCCUGUGUCCAAACUUCCAAUAAGACUAGGAGAAGUGAAAACGGUGAAGUUCACUCUUGUGACAGUUAAAAAAUGACUACAGUUGGAAAAAGGAGUGGACACUGGAUUCAUGUUUUCAGUUAGAUUUAAAUCUGACCAGGCGAUGUUUAGUGAAAAAAUAUAGAAAAGGGGGACCUAAAAUCACGAGAAAAGCCUCCCAGCUCUGCACUGAUUAACUUUAGCUGUACACCUGCUAUCUGCAUCAAUCUUAGCCUUAUUUGCAGUUGUCCCUUUCAAGUGUCAAAAGGAAUUUCAAGAAAUUGAAACAGCCGGAAAUCAAUACUUUGGUCUCAACAUUUUCCACAGCAAAUAUUCAUUUUCAAAAGGCUAGAAUGAGGUAAAUUGGUCACAAAAUGAAACCGUAGUAGGUACAGGACAAGCUUCAGUAAGUAACAUGUUGCACAUCUUUGCCCAAAGGAGGCACCAAAAUCAUGUAAACCUUUUAUUCAAUUCUAAAUAGCAAAGAGACGAUGACUCAGGUUUAACUGAAAAUGUUUGAUUGUAUGAAAAAUAAACCCUCCGUUUUAAAGUGAUGCCAGGAAUGCAUCUUCAAAAAGUCGGGUCUAAGACACUUCCAUAUUCUGACAUAAUCCAGGGUAGUGAAGCCAAAAUACUGUUGUAAUGGGUGCUGGAGGUGAUAGCUCUGAUAGCGUUAGCCUCACACAGCUUCCCCACAGAUUCAGAACUGCAAAGCGUUUGAGCGUUUCACCAUCUAUGAUGAAGAAUAUCAUUAAAACAUUCAGAGAAUCUGAAGAAAUCUAGAUAGCUGUGAUCCUCAGGCCCUCAGGAAUCACUGCAUCAAUAACUCUGCAGUGGGAAUCACUGCAUGGGCUUAGCAUCACUUCUAAGAACCACUAUCUAUAGAUCAUACUGUAUCAUGCGAGGAAGCAUAUAUAAACAUGAUCUAGAAUUGCCAGCAACUUCCUUACCACAUAUUGUUAAUCAUACAUACCACCACCACCAAAAAUUAACCCUAGCAACUUUUUCUCAUUUGUCAAGACUCAUGUUUAUGUGUGUAUUUCUCUGACAAAGCAAGUUUAAAAAUAAAUAAGGGAUAUUCUACUGUGUCUAGGUCAAUUUUCCAGUCCAAGCUAUCCUAGACUCUUUACAUGCAGUUUACAGCAGCUUCAUAAUCAUCACAAAGUCCACAUGACGUGGACUGAAACCUCCAAUCUGGCAUUUUGACUUUUUUAUCUUGAAAUGUUUGAAGUCAAAAGUCUCAGAAGAAAUGAAGCUAAGAGGCAAGAGUCUCACACUAAGUUGUCACAAAACGCGGUAAAUAGAAAUAACUGUGAUACUUUUGGCAUCCUGUGGCUCACAGAAAAAAAGGGCUUUUAACAAAAAGUUAUAAGACAAAUGACUGCCAAUCGCUGACUGUAUAAACAGGGGGCGACACACUUCUAUCUCCAGACAUAAUAAAGGCAAGUGAAGCCAAAAUGUUUGCUUUAGUGGUUGCUUGUGCUAGCUCAGCCAAACAAUUUGACACCAAUUUUUUAAGACUAUAGCAGUUUAAGAAAAUAUCCCUAAAAAUAAACAAUGUUAAAACAGAUUCCAUAUUUGAGAAAAAUGUUUUAUUAACAUUUGAGACCACAACCUGCUCAUGUUGGUAAUUUCUCAAGCGAGAAAAAAAAUUGUUUGUAAAACAUGUCUAGAUUCUCACAUCUUUUGCACACAGUAGAGUCAUCCUCUGCUGGUGGUUGUAGAGGAUGCAGUUUUGAGAUCCCUGUGCAUCUGCCUCACUUUUUAGGCCCUGAAUCCGCUUUUACUUUUUUAAAGUCCUUAUUGCAGGCAAGAGUUUGGUGUCAAACAUAUAAGUAAAUUAGAUGAUUUCCUAACACAGCUUGUAAUACAAAAAAAAAUAUCUCACAAUUCUGUAAGGCUGUUAUAUAUGCAAUGAGAAAUUGAUGGUGUAUGUGUCACAUAUAUGUAGGAAAAGCUGUUUUAACAGGGAACAUGUAAAGUUUACACUAUUUCACAGUUUGUCAUUGUGCUUUCAGGACUGCUGUCAUAAUAUGUUAAAUAUGUUGUGAAACAUGUACUCAUAAAUCACAUGGCCUUCUUUAUUUCAGACUGCAUGUGGACUGAGUGUAGUUCUGUCAUACUUACCAACCUUCACAUUUCUAUUUCUCAAUGAAUUUUCAUGUACAUACUGUUUAACCUGCUUAUUUUAUCUCACUUCUCAUGAAUUACAUGGCUUUGUUGUCAAGUGUG
This is a messenger RNA of Xyrichtys novacula (pearly razorfish), 84213 nucleotides long. The record is from the annotation of a GenBank genome assembly. NCBI's taxonomy places the organism in Eukaryota, Metazoa, Chordata, Actinopteri, Labriformes, Labridae.